Pelobates cultripes (western spadefoot toad) is the source of this 81470-nucleotide messenger RNA. The record is from the annotation of a GenBank genome assembly. NCBI's taxonomy places the organism in Eukaryota, Metazoa, Chordata, Amphibia, Anura, Pelobatidae.
AGGGCUGCAGGCUGGGAGCUGUGUUUGCUACAAGUAUCACAUUGCUGGCAGGCUGGGGGGCAGUGUGAGUGUGAGUGUGAGUGUGGUACACAGAUGGCAUGAAUGGCACUUCUCAUGGACUGAGGGGUGAGGGCACUCCUGCUUUCUUUCUAUCUGCUGACCUCCUGCAGGACUGGCUCAGGAUCUCUGCAAGCCUGGGAUUAAUAGUGUCUGUGUUACUUCUUGUAGGAGCUUCUGAUACAUUGUGUGCAAUCUGCCAUCUCUCUGCCAGCAGUCACUGUGUGUGUGAGUGUGUGUGUGUGUGUGUGAGUGUGUGUUUAACCCCUUCCUCGCCCCUUGGAAUCUGUACAAUGCUGAAGGUUUUAACAAAGAAACUAAAGAACCAGAGUUUAAGUGAAAUUCAGCCCUUUCAACUCAAGGUAACACAUUGUUUGCUGUGUCUUUCUGUGUCUUGCUGUGAGAUGGUGAUGUACUGCGCUAUGGUAUAGUGGGGGGCUGUCUCUGUAUCCUGGGAGGAAGGGAUACAUUGUGGCUGGAGGGGAGGGUAGGCCUGGCUCUUUAAACUGCCACCCAUACCACACACAGCCUCACCCCACUCACUUAACCCUGGAUUGGGAAGCAGAAACUGCUGAGCCUGCACAAUGAGGGGUUCCUAUUAUAUCUUAGUUUGAAGUAAAGAAAGAGUUAAGCACAAUAUGAGCCUCUGUGUCUUGAAAUAAAAUUAGUUUUUAUCUUAGUACUAUCAGAUUGUCUGGAAAGCACUCAUUCCUUCUAUUCACAGUAAUUGUUGUCCGUGUUAGUAACUUGUAUCUAUACGGGCACUUCAUGACCUCAUCGCCUUGCGAUAAACGUAUCGGCUGCCGUAACCAAUAACGGUGCCCAUUCUCCGUAUUAUUAUACAGUGUGCCAGGGUUUAACCGGACCCGGGCGAUCACUGGGUUAAUGCUGUGUGUUCAGGGAGACAUCUCAGAGCAGGCCUGGGUCCACGUUGCCCUGGAGAGCAGCCAGUGAUGGUACUGGCAUGUGAGGAGUUAAUUCGACCUGGGACUAUAAUAGAAUGUUCACUAUUUUUUUUUUUUUUUUUAAAUAGGUUUUUUUUUUUGGGGGGGGUGGGAAGAGGGGGGUUAUUCAUAUAAACAAGCUCUGAGAAGAGAAAUUAUAUGGCAAAGCAAUUUUUAGGGCUGAUAUAUUUUUUCAAUUAGUGGGUAACGUGUCAGAGAACUGUAAACAUAUAUAAAUAAAUAAAUGUUCGAGACUUUUAUGAUGUAUGCAUGUGUGCUGUGCAUCAAAAUGAGAUAUUAAAUAUAUACUCAUUAUAUGGCGCAGUGUAUCCAUUAUCCGUACAUACUGGGGUAUUAUUAUACACUGCAGUGUACCCAUUAUCAGUACAUACUCUGUAUUAUUAUACAGUGUAUCCAUUAUCAGUACAUACUUCGGUAUUAUUAUAUGGCGCGGGUGUAUCCAUGGUACAUAGUAUGUGUGCUAUGAUAUUUACUUGCGGUAUAUGUAUAAAUUACAUACACAGGAUUAUUAUACAGCGCAGUGUAUCCAUUAUCAGUACAUACUCAGUAUUAUUAUACAGCGCAGUGUGUCCAUUAUCAGUAUACUCAGUAUUAUUAUACAGCACUGGUAUGUCACUAUCCGUACAUACUCGGUAUUAUUAUACACUGCAGUGUACCCAUUAUCAGUACAUACUCUGUAUUAUUAUACAGCGCAGUGUAUCCAUUAUCAGUACAUACUCGGUAUUAUUAUAUAGCGCAGUGUAUCCAUAGCAGUACAUGCGCAGUGUAUCCAUUAUUAGUACAUACUCAGUAUUAUUAUACAGCGCAGUGUAUCCAUUAUCAGUACAUACACAGGAUUAUUAUACAGCGCAGUGUAUCCAUUAUCAGUACAUACUCAGUAUUAUUAUACAGCGCAGUGUGUCCAUUAUCAGUAUAUACUCAGUAUUAUUAUACAGCGCAGUGUAUCCACUAUCAGUACAUACUCAGUAUUAUUAUACAGCGCAGUGUAUCCAUUAUCAGUACAUACUCAGUAUUAUUAUACAGCGCAGUGUGUCCAUUAUCAGUAUAUACUAAGUAUUAUUAUACAGCGCAGUGUAUCCACUAUCAGUACAUACACAGGAUUAUUAUACAGCGCAGUGUAUCCACUAUCAGUACAUACACAGGAUUAUUAUACAGCGCAGUGUAUCCACUAUCAGUACAUACACAGGAUUAUUAUACAGCGCAGUGUAUCCAUUAUCAGUACAUACUCAGUAUUAUUAUACAGCGCAGUGUGUCCAUUAUCAGUACAUACUCAGUAUUAUUAUACAGCGCAGUGUAUCCACUAUCAGUAUAUACUCAGUAUUAUUAUACAGCGCAGUGUAUCCAUUAUCAGUGCAUACACAGGAUUAUUAUACAGCGCAGUGUGUCCAUUAUCAGUACAUACACAGGAUUAUUAUACAGCGCAGUGUGUCCAUUAUCAGUGCAUACUCAGUAUUAUACAGCGCAGUGUAUCCAUUAUCAGUACAUACACAGGAUUAUUAUACAGCGCAGUGUGUCCAUUAUCAGUACAUACUCAGUAUUAUACAGCGCAGUGUGUCCAUUAUCAGUACAUACUCAGUAUUAUUAUACAGCGCGGUGUGUCCAUUAUCAGUACAUACUCAGAAUUAUUAUACAGCGCAGUGUGUCCAUUAUCAGUACAUACUCACUAUUAUUAUACAGUGCAGUGUGUCCAUAAUCAGUAUAUACUCAGUAUUAUUAUACAGUGCAGUGUGUCCAUUAUCAGUACAUACUCAGUAUUAUUAUACAGCGCAGUGUGUCCAUUAUCAGUACAUACUCAGUAUUAUUAUACAGUGCAGUGUGUCCAUUAUCAGUACAUACUCAGUAUUAUUAUACAGCGCAGUGUGUCCAUUAUCAGUACAUACUCAGUAUUAUUAUACAGCGCAGUGUAUCCAUUAUCAGUACAUACACAGGAUUAUUAUACAGCGCAGUGUGUCCAUUAUCAGUACAUACACAGGAUUAUUAUACAGCGCAGUGUGUCCAUUAUCAGUAUAUACUCAGAAUUAUUAUAUAGCGCAGUGUAUCCAUUAUCAGUACAUACUUGGUAUUAUUAUACAGCGCAGGACAGAAUGGGAUUCUAUGUGCUUUUAACAAUUCCCUUUUAAGUGAAUUACCGAAGAUAACUGUUCUGGUUACCCCCGCUACAACUCAGUACAACUAUACAGCGCAGAUUAUUAGAGGAACACAUUAAGCACUAUAACCAUUACAGUCUGCGUUAGAGGUUAUGAUGCCAGGGGUAUCCUGCCAUCCUCCCAGUAUGCAAUCAAACUGACUAUUUAACUGGGGUCCGCCUUUCGCCUCCCCAGGAGCCUGGAAACUCCAGUAAAUAGAAUCCUUUAGCUCACAUGGUCUAGGUCCUUCUGUAGCUCUCUGCCAAUGAGCUGCGCUCCGCAUCACCCGGCUAGCUGAGUGCAGGGAGCUCCAGGGCUGCAGAGACUGGCGGACCCAAAGUAAGUUAACCUCCAUGACUCCUCUCCUGCAACUGUCAAAAAUUACCCACUAAACCCUCCAUUAAUACUUUUCUAACAACCUACCUCGUAGCCCUACCUCGUACCCCUACUUUUAGCCUUUGUGUACCCCACGUCCUCUAGCAUGUAAGCUCAAGGAGCAGGGCCCUCCACCCCUCUGUUCCUGUACGUCCAGUUGUCUGGUUACAAUUACAUGUCUGUUAGUCCACCCAUUGUACAGCGCUACAGAAUCUGAUGGCGCUAUAUAAAUAAUAAUAAAGUUGUCACUUUAUAUGGCUUGAUAACUUACACUGGCAAGGAAUCAGGGCACACCUGGCAUCAUAACCACUACUGAUGGCUCGAAUGCAAAAUUACUUAUAAAUACUAAAUAGUACUUUUAGAGUAUUGCAGCCGCCAUAGGGGAAUGCAGUUCUCUAUUUAUGUUUCCGUUAUGCAAUAGACAUAAUAUUACAUCUAGCAGAUAAAUUUGCUAAGUGCUGAUUGCCUACGGUAUACUGCCGGUAAGCUUUGAAAAUAUUUAUUUAACAUCUUGGCCAAAACAUUUGUUUAGUAGCGUGGCUCCAGCCAACCUGGAAGUCUCUGUAUGACUUAAUUCAGCCAUGUUUAAUCCUGUGCCGGGGUGGGUAUAUUCAUAGCUCAAUCUGAUCUGUGCAGUGUGACCUGGGUGUAUUGACUCCCUCAUUGGUGGGGGAAAAAACAGUCUAAUAGACUGCCCAAUAUGCUCCCUCAGAUGGGAGGUAGGUGGGCAUUAAGAAAGAGUUGCACUAUCACUUGGUUCAUAUCACUAUAAAUGGAAAUAUUGAAACAAGAACGGCAUAUACUACUAUAUUUAUUGAAGCCACAUCUGGCCCUAUUCCACAGGAAAAAAUACAAAGUUUAUUUGUAAUAUAUAACAUGAUUGAGCUUACGAAGCCGAACUGACAUUUGUAUUUCAUUUCCCCGUGAGACAGGGCCAUAUGUGACUGAAUAAAUAAUGUUUUACCUACAUAUCUUGCUUUGGUGCCCGUUCUUCAAUAUUUCCAUGUAUAUUGCGGUGAGGAAGUGGCCCUACGGAGUAACGGAAAUCCAGGAGAUUGCUCAGUGUGGUGCAGUUAGCGUACUAAUUGGGUUAGUCUCACAGCUUGCGGAUACUCACAUCACGCGCAUGCAUAAAGUAGUAUUCUCUAUUUCUGAAGGAGAAACAUUAGAUUCCAUGCUUUUCUUUCGGAAUGAUGUAUUUGGUGGGGCACGGUGAUUGAUAGAAGGUGGUGGCUUUUAAAUUCGCAUACAAUAUUUUUCAUUGUUUGAUUUUGUACAAAUUUGGCUCAGUCACCCAUUUUAAGGAUAUCCACCACGAACCCCACAGUUGGAAAAAAAAAACCAGUGUGUUAUCUACUAGACUGUAAUGUGGCCGAAGUGAACCUCUGCUGAAAUAAAUUGCUUAAAGGGACACUAUAGUCACCAGAACAACUACAACUUAUUGAAUUUGUUCUGAUGAGUAGAAUCAUUACCUGUAGGCUUUUUGCUGUAAACACAGUCUUUUCAGAGAAAAUGCAGUGUUUACAUUACAGCCUAGUGAUAACUUCACUGGCCACUCCUUAGAUGGCUGUUAGAGAUCCUUCCUGGGUCAUGGCUGCCUAAAAUGCAUCCAAACAUUCAGUGUCUCCUCCCUCUGCACGCAGACACUGAACUUUCCUCAUAGAGAUACAUUGAUUCAAAUUAUCUCUAUGAGGAGAUGCUGAUCGGCCAGUGCUGUUUGAAUCAUGCUAGCUCUGCCCCUGAUCUGCCUCUUUGUCAGUCUCAGCCAAUCCUAUGGGGAAGCAUUGAUUGGAUCAGGCUACCACUUCUGAUGAUGUCAGCAGACUGCUUGUUUUUCUGAGUGAAACAGCAUGCAGAGUUACAGCUUCAGGCUUGAAUACAGUAAGAUUUUGCUAUAUUUAUGGAGGCAUGAGGGGCACAGGGGGGCUAGAUGUUUGUUUUAACACUAUAGGGUCAGGAAUACAUGUUUGUGUUCCUGACCCUAUAGUGAUCCUUUAAUAAAAAGUAUUUUAAUAAGUAAUUCCGAUUUUCCCACAUUCUCUCAUUCACCCAAUGGACAUACAAUUCAUGAUGGUUGCCGUCAAACUGAACAGAUGCCAUCUCUACUUUGUAAUAAUUUAGCUAAUAUUACUAUAAUGUGAUUUUUAAAGGAAGAUAAUAAAUACCGUUUUAGAUGUAUUAUAAAGAAUACUUUCACACAAUGAACUAACAAUCAGUGGGCAGCUCAGAAAGUUGGCUGAAUUUACUUUGAACACUGACUAUUUUGAAAUAUUGCCUAUUUUUUAUGAACCUUAUCCGGUGGUUUUCCAGUUAAGACUUUAUAUUGUGUAUAUAAAAAAACAACAACAAACCAAACAUGAUCUGGCUUCUCUUUUUCCAUUGAGCAAGCCAGGAAAACAUUUGCAAAGCUCUGCUUACAUUAUUUACAUAUAAAACAAACUAUGAAAAUAUGAAAUCAGGUUGUCAAUGAGUGAGCUUCUUGUGUUUGCACAUGUUUGAUAGAAAGAAUGGCCGGGGUCAGAUUUUGGAUGAUGGUGUUGAAUGAACAUUUUAAAAAAAAAUUUAAUUUUAUUACUAGCCCAGUCCAACCUUACUAGUCAUGUAGGGAAUAGACUGUUAAAUUGGGGGGUCCCCAGGAAUCUGUCAGCUAAGUGGGAUCUGCUCAUUGGCAGGGAUAUAGAAGGUACAGAGAGGGAGAUUGUACCUACUCCUGACCUGAUGCAUAAAUUGGGAAUCAUUGGGUUGGCAGCAAAUGGCCUUCGAUCUCCUUCUGCAUCUCGUUAAAUCGAAAUAGUCAGGUCCCUACUAUUCUCUCAUAACAAGGAAGGAGCCCAUUCUACUGUGUAGAGAGUUCACUAUAUAAGCUCCCUAGUGGUCUUAAUAUGGUUAGCUGUCUUCUCUAUAAUGUAUAUUUUUUAUUUAUUUUUUGUGUGUGAGUUGUGUUUUUUUUGUUUUGUGUGUGUGUGUGUGUGUGUGUCUGGGAUGACUGAGAGAUGGAAGUUUGAUAUAUAAUUCCCAUUCCCUCUGUUGCAAUAAAUGGAUCCGUGGAUUAGGGGAUAGGAGUUGGAGUUGGUCCUUUGAAUUUUCCACAGUUUACUACUUAUUGGCUAAAUCUCUCAGAGGGGUUUUAGCACUAAAAAGUGAAUUUAAUUUGAAUUUAAUUGAGCAUAUAAGAUUAUAUAUUUUAUUUUCAGGUAUGUAUGUAUUUAAAACAAAAUAAAUAACUAAGACAAUUUUUAUUGCAUUUUCCAUUUCUUAUGUUUUCCAAAAUAAAAUAAUCCCAUUUUGGAAGUCUGAGCUAAAUUUACCAUUUAGUAUAUAUUUCUGCUUUAUAUAUUCAGAAAAAUCUGUUUUAAUUUCCAAGAGGUAAGUGAGGCCAUUUCCAAUAACCGGCCUAUGUGCACAGCGGUGACAUUCAGAGUCCUCGACCCCGUGUACUCGCAGGAGAGAGAGCAGGUAACCGGUAACAGCAUAGUUUAUCCAAGGACAUAUAGAUUAUUAGUGAAACCAGAUAUUCAUUCAUAGCCAGUGCACCUGCCUUUUAUCUCUCAUUUUGUUAAGGAAAUCAAAACUGAUGCUCAGAGAGAAGAUUUAAGGAUCACUAUAGUGUCAGAAAUACAAACGUGGAUUUCUGACACCAUAGUGCUGAUGUGACUGUUUAGUUACCUGGCCCCCCGGAUCAUAGGAAAGCAUUUGGAGGCUAUUGCCGCAUUGCGCCAAUCCGCAUCUCCUCAUAGAUUUAUUGACUCCAUGCAUUUUCAGGGGGAACAUGCCACACCUCCAUGCAGAGCGUGGAGACGCUGAGCACCAGUGCUGAAGCACUUGUAGUGACCAUCUGAGUAACUGCCACUAAAGGUGUUACAAGGCAGCAAUGUAAACAUUGUAAUUUCUCUGUAAAGGCAGUAUUUUUAACAUUAAAAUAUCUGCAUGGACUCACUAUACACACCAGAACAGCUGCAUUAAGCUCCAGUGCUUCUGGUGACUAUAGUGUCACUUUUUAAAAUAACACUCAAAGCAUUAUAACGGCUACAGACCAUUGUAUGGGUUAUGGCUUCCCCCCCCGCCCCCCACCCUUCACCCUAUUGUAAGUAGCCAAUUCCUUGACUUGUGGGAUUUGCCAGCUGCCUCUCUCUGCCUACACACCAGCAGGAAGCUCUCGGCUCCGAGGUAAGCCUGGUGUUACAGGUGACCUUAACAAAUAGUUUCACUACUUACAUUGGUGGAGCUAUUGCACUCCUGGCACCAUAACCACUGUGGCACACAGUGCUACUUAGUGUUCCUUUUUAAGGAGUAAUCACAAAAUGGGACUCUACAAACUUUAAAGACUCAUACCACCAUAUCCUUUUGAGGCAUUGACAAAUGCAAAAAAUAAAGAUUCUUAGUGAGGUUCCUGUAUUUGCUGCACAUCCCUAGGAGUUGUAGCUUCUGCAGUGAGUUUUCAAAAGUUCUGGACGUGGCUGAGCGAUUUCAGCCAAUCAUGAUGCUAGUGUUCUAGACUUCAUGGAACGUGUAUAUUUCUCCUCUUGGUUAAGAGGCUCCUAUUACACUGCAUAUUUUACAACUAGUAGUAAUGUCUUAGUAUGUAUCCAAAUACAGGGCAGUGUGUUAUUACAGUGGGCCUGUUACUGAAAAUACGACCUGGAUGUUAAUUCACCUUUGGCUCCGAUGCUACAUCUAUGUACAGACAAAAUGUAAUGUUGUAUCUCUAGAAUCAAUGCUUUCUAUACUGUUGGCCGGGCUGCACUGUGACGCUGGUUGCAGGUAGACUGACAGGGGUAUAUUGACAGGUCCCGUGACCUGGUAAUGAAUGGAGCUUUGUGAGUCUGACAGCUGAUUUAGAAAGAAUUACAAACCGGAGUAUCGCAGUGAACCUCUCUGCAUUGCUCCCAUUCUUUUCAAUGGUAUUGGGAUGCUCAGGGUGAUGUCAGACUAAUUGUUUUGCUGACCAGAAUGCCACUUGCUAGUCCGGGCUCUGGCCUUUAAACGGAUCAUAUGACAAGGGUUACUGUGCAGCCCUUGUUCCCUUUGUGUGACUCAAUGCAAAUAAUUUAUUUAUCUGACAGUUACCCUCUACACACCCUCUGCGCAACUAGAAUUUAUUUUUUUGUCUAAAUUUUAGACUAUAAUAUUUUUUUUUUUUUUUUUUAAAAGAUACAUUUACACAUACCUGUACUGAAUGUUUUAGACUCAAACAUUCUGUACAGGUAUGUGUAAAUAUGUUUUUUAAAUAUGAAAGCAAACUUAAAAAAAUUAAAUUAGAUUCACCAAGAAAUAAGCAUGAACUAAUAAGUUUUAAGGUUCACUUUAAAAAGUUAAAUAAAAUGUCAACGUAAAAGUGCAGGUCAGUGUAGUGACUGUAUAUACCAUUUAUAAUACAGCUUGUUGUGGCAGCAGGAUUAGUUGUUUCAUCUGGCUGAGAAUGAUGAGUUAUAGUAAAUGGCACCUUGAUGCCCUUCUAUUCCUAACCACAAUGGCAAGUAAAAUGGCCCUAUUAUGGAAAUGUCUGUAAUAACGUUACACCGUUAAUGCGGCAUUGGUACGGUGUCAGGAGAUACAGAUAUCUCCCUAUAGGAGGAUCGCCUACUAUGCCAAUAAGUGGUAGUAGGGACAUUUUUAUUCCACUCUAAUUCUUUAUUACUAGUUCUACCACUGACAUAACUCCCAACAUUUCACAUAGAGGGACAUCUUAAUUUUAUGGGUGCGAGGGAAUGGACCCCAAACAGACUGUCCCUCCUAAAUAGGAACCCUUGGAAGGUAUGCUGCGAGCAAAAUUAAAGUCACACUCCAUGCACCAAAACAACUUUACUCUAGAUGAAAUUGUUAUGAUGCCAUGAGGCCCCUGGAGGCACUCUUACCUCAAGGGGUUAAACCGUUUUCGGCGGUUUAACCCCAAAGAUGCCUCCAGUGCAGAUCUAAUCUCCUCCCCAAGCGGUAAGUGAAUUAUCACUUACCGGAAGCGCGGAAUACAGCCAGCAUUAGGCGCCUCUGACUGCUGUCAGCCAAUUAGUGACUCCCCAUUCACUAAAUUGGCUUGCAAAGAAAUGUAACUUUUGCAAGCCAGUUUAGUGACCUUUGAGCCAAUAAGCAGUGCCCAGCAGCACUCUAUGCUUCCUGUAAGUGAAAAUUCAGAAGCCGGAUUCCACCUGGGGAAGAGUGGAGUCGGCACUGGAGGCAUCAUUGGGGUUUAACUACUUAAACUGUUUAACCCCUUGAGGUAAGUGCUUCUGGAGGACUCCUGGCACCAUAACAACGUAACUUAGUCUAAGUUGUUUUAGUGCCUGGAGUGUCCAUUUAAUGCACUUGUUUUGUGAUUUUUUUUUUAUUUUUUUUUCUUGUGUGUUCCAGAACAGAUACAUUUUAAACCGUAACAAUUUUAAAUGUAUACUUUUUUUUUUUUUGCAAUUUGUUAGCAUAUGUUUUUAUUACAUUUCCCAAACACAGUCAUAUUUGACACAAAAGGUGCACUUUAAUCAGGAACACUAAAAAAAAAAAAGCAUCUGGGCUACAGCAUGGAUUGAAUAUAAAUGUAGGCGUUUUUGAACGUGUUCUUGAUCUACAAUGCGAUGUGGCAUUCCUACGUGGAAUAUCGUUGCAGAAAUCUGGGGAACGAGCAACAAUUCUGUCUCAAGGAAUUACAUCUCAGGCCCUGCUGCUGUUGGACUACCCUUCCUAUAUAUCCCAGCCAGGCAUUAGAAUUGGAGUUCAAUAUCACUGAAUGUUUAUUUCGCUUACAUUCUGACUAGCCUGUAGACUUGGUCUCAUGGUGAGGUCACACCACUAUUAAACCAGAAUUCUAAGGAAAUUAUUUCAAAAUCUAAAAUUUUGAGGUUGUGAUCUCAAUGCAACCCUGUAGAGCCAGGAAUCGAGCUUUAUAAGGAGUUUUUAUAGUUUUUAAAGGAUUCCAUGAUAGACUGCAGAUUUUUAAGGACAGUUGCGGUUAGAAGGGAUGGGCUGUAUGCCUGGAAACCUGCGCCAUAGCUGUGUUGGCUUGUGUGGGAUCAAGAUUCAACGGUAGAACAAGUGGUUAACGUUAAGACAAUGAACAAUGUUAUGUUUAUAAUUUAUUUCUGGAAAAUAUAAUCCGAAAGAAAAACAUGGAAAGAUUAAUAGCAGAGGCAACCGUCCAGAUUUUGCGACACUCAGGCCUCCAUCUUUUUUUAGCGUGACCCAGAACCAUAGGUGUUAAAUCAAUCUCCCUGCGUUUGGCUGUAAUUUUCCCAUGCUACAGUGACCUCAGGAUAUCACCCUGUUCAUAGUCUGCUGCAGCUUUUCAGGAAAUGAGGGAUUGUUGGGUUAGGGAGGAGAGUUUAAAAGCAGCCUGAACUGUUAUUAAAAUAGCUUAUGUUUUACACAAAAAGACCUUUGUAUGCUGGGAUAAUCACACAUGAGAAAUCUAAAGAUCAAACUCUGUAAGAAAGUAGCUUCCAAGUGGCUGUAGACUAGAAGCCUGGUUAGAGGCUGACCUGUUCUGUGAUCCAUAGUUCGUUCCUUCAGUAUUGACGAAUUUCUGGAGGUUUAUUCACUAGACAAUGAUCUGUACAGAGUUCCAAAAUCUUCAACUUGGUUAAGUUGUCAUUUUGACUGUAUCCUUCUUCCAUUUUAGUUUUUUUCUUUAAAGGCUUAUCUGUCUAUUGUUCCCACGGUUUAUUUAAACCUUUGUUAGUCUUUAGUUUAUUUUUAAAUUAAGGUUUUAAUCCACCAAACUCUCGUAACUGUGGCCCUAUCUAAAUUUCUUCCCUUAUUAGCAGGGUCCAGUCGUGGUCCACCUGCCGUGGAGAUGUCCAUCAGCUAUCCUCCAUGUCUUCAGUUUAGGACUGCACAUAGAAUGCUAUAAUUUCUAGUCUAAAAAAAUAAUGAAAAAUAUUAGUAAGGAUCAUCACAUAAUCCAGAGAGAAGUCACAAUGGCGGGGUCAGGGGCAAUUCUUUGUUGGGCAAUGCAAAAAUGUGUGUUUUUUUUGUUUUUUCAGGAAAAAGAGUAAAACUAGUUUUGUUUUGUUUUUUGAAGCUCAGCUAUAUUUGAGCAACAGACACUUGUGAUGGAGGUUGAGACGACGGCUUUGAUGGUGUCCACGGGCGCCUCACUUGUCUUUAGUGCCCCACAUUAACAGGUUGUGAGAGGGGACUGAGUUACACUUUUCAUGUUUUGAUGGUAGUCUAUAGGACGUAGAGUUACAAAAUAUUUAGGUUGUUACAGAGUGGCAAUUGUUUUUGUCUGACAGCAUUAUUUCCGUUUUUAACGAAGACCAGACAACAAAAUGGACAAUAAAGACUCAUGUUGGCUGUGUUUUUUACACUAAAAGUUAAUGAAGGUGAUCUAAGAGAGAAGCCUUGUGAGUAGCAAAAGUUGCCCGUAACAAAGUACCACAACAGGUAGUUUUACGGCCUCAUUUGAAUAACCAUUUAAACCAUUCAUCAAAACUUAGCUUAAAGGCACAUUAAAGAGUUAGGAAUACAAACCUCUUAAUAUCACUGUCCCUAGUUAUAAAGCUGCCCCCCUUUCCUAUAUAUAUAUAUAUAUAUAUAUAUAUAUAUAUAUAUAAUCUCUUUUUUACUUAACUAUUUCUAGUGUUGAGGCUCCCUUAGCACGACUUUCAUUUCCUCCUCUUGCGACGUCAUGGAGGAUGCCUGGCCUUGUCUUUUAGUUUGACUGUUGGCUAAAUUCAAUAUUCACAUUACUCCAACAUGCUUAAAGUGGCUGAAGGGGUAAAUAGAUGUUUGCAAAGGCCCCUGAUGGUGAAAUUGCUGCUUAUGGUGCGGUAGCGGAGGUGAGAUACUUACCUGAUACUGUCCAGUGUGGGCGCCAAAUAUAAUUUCUGCUUUACCUCGGUGCUGUAGCCUUGUCCAUGCACAGAAGUACAACACUGAUGUCUGUGAAGGAUCCCGCGAGCGUCCAUAGAUAUUGUCUAGCGAUCAGCGAGGUGAUGCGUUUUUCACAGCUGUCAUAGUGGCUGUUUGGGGAUUUGACUGACUUGACAGCGGUAGUCGCUCUAAAUUGGCACAGUCACGUUUCCACUUUGGACGUGUUUCCAAGGACAUGGUACUAUAGAUCAAUAAUGGCUAACUGUGGAAUGCAGAUAUAUAGGAAUUAUAUUUACUCUCAAUACUGACUGAGAGUAAUGGGUAUUGUGGUUCCCAUACAUCGACAUUAGAUUAGUACUUCUUUUAUACUCCGCUAUACAUUAAUGGCCUCAAAACACAAUCUGGGUUAUCCUGGUAAGCUGGAUUUGGUUUCCAGAAACCAUCUGUGGUUCAGGAUAUUUUGUAGCCCAAAGCGUCCUUACCAGCUGUUUAAACUGGGUCCAAUUGAUUAUUCCCCAUUAAAACAAACUUUAGAGCACUUUUUUUUUUUUUUUUUUUUUUUUGGGGCGCAAACAUAACAUGCUUUAUAACUGUUUGGAAUAAUACAGACUUUUCUGAAACUACUUGUAAAUCUAAACAUGUUGCCCAAAACAAUAUUUGGGCAGAAGUGCACUCAGAUGUUGAGAUGGUGUCUAAAUAUGUGCGGUUAUUUACUAAAAUGAAAACGAGGGAUGGCAAACAUGAAAUCACAAUAACCACUUUGGAAACUUGCGGAGUUGGCGAAUAUUUUCUGUUUAAUUUAUUUUUUUUCCUAAAAUUUACAACGCUUGUCAUUUCCGUACUGUUAACUGUGCUAGUGCAUCAUCCUAGAGUACGUACAUCCAUUAUUUCAGAUAACCGACACUUUAUUACCAUUCACCUGGCCGUCACUGUCAAUGGACCAGUUCAAACAUCCUUCAGUAAAUGCUGGCGUCACAGUUAUGAUGGAGGCUUGCAGUGCUACCUAUAUGUAAAUAACCCACUGUUCAAGGGUUUCAUGCUGUGUCGUGACUCUAGUUAACAAUAAGUGUUUUUAUUAUUAUUUAUGACGAUAUUUGUUUUAGAUCUCACUUGUGUAGCCAUCUAGGUAGGCUUGCCUUAGUCUAUUCGCUGCUUUUUCGCAGGCAUAUUUUUGCCUUCCUAGAAAUUACAUUAAAGGAACACUACUGGCAUAUAAAUUAAGUUGUUAUGGUGCCAGGAGGCCCCUGGGUGCAUGCUUACCUUCACGGGUUAAACCGUUCUCGAAUGAUUGAACACCAAAGUUUCCAGAGCCCCAUUUUUAGCUCCCCAUCUCCCCUCAGCAGUAUCCGGCUUAUGGUUUAACCUCUGAAGGCAAGAGUGCAUCUGGGCACCUCCAGACAUCAUAACCACUUAAUUUAGAUGAAAUUGUUAUGAGGCCUAAACUGUCCCUUUAAACCAGACAAUGCGAAGGAUCAGUAAUGAACUCCUAUUCUUAAAUCUUCUAUCUACUUCUCUAACUGAUAGAUUGUAGCUAUGUUCUGUGUAUUGGGUAUCUGUAGUGCUGCAUAGAUUUUUAGAUAUUUACCAGAUGUAUUUCAGCACUGGAGGAGCAGAGAGAUAAUGCCUUAAAGGAACACUAUAGUCACCUAAAUUACUUUACCUAAAUAAAGCAGUUUUAGUGUAUAGAUCAUUCCCCUGCAAUUUCACUGCUCAAUUCACUGUCAUUUAGGAGUUAAAUCACUUUGUUUCUGUCUAACCCCUUAAGGACGGAGCCAAAUGUAUACAAAUGAAACAAAAUGUAAACAAAACCUGGCAUUUGCGCUACAUGUCUGUCCAACCGUAAUUCACCUCUUUGAUAGUAAAUGCACCCACCCUUAUUAUAUAUCAUUUUAUUCAGGGGAAACAGGGCAUUCAUUUAAUAUCUAGCUAUGAAACAUAAUUUAAUAUGAAAAAAAUGGGAGAAAAUAAGAAUUUUUUUUUUUUUUUUUUUUUGUUCUACAUGACAUUUUAACUGUCAAUGUCAUAAUACUGUUUGCUUUUACUGCAAUAAGAUACACAUAUUUGUAUUCAGCAAAGUCUCACGUGUAAAAGAGUACCCCCUAUGUACAGGUUUUAUGGUGUUUUGGGAAGUUACAGGGUCAAAUAUAGCACAUUACAUUUGAAAUUGAAAUUCGCCAGAUAGGUUACGUUGCCUUUGAGACUGUAUAGUAGCCCAGGAAUGAAAUUUACACCCAUAAUGGCAUAUCAUUUGCAAUAGUAGACAACCCAAGGUAUUGCAAAUGGGGUAUGUCCAGUCUUUUUUAGUAGCCAUUUGGUCACAAACACUGGCCAAAGUUAGCGUUAGUAUUUGUGUGUGAAAAAUGCAAAAAACGCCAAUUUUGGCCAGUGUUUGUGACUAAGUGGCUACUAAAAAAGACUGGACAUACCCUGUUUGCAAUACCUUGGGUUAUAUUUGACGCUGUAACUUGUGAAAACACCAUAAAACCUGUACAUGAGGGGUACUGUUGUACUCGGGAGACUUCGCUGAACACAAAUAUUUGUGUUUCAAAACAGUAAAAAGUAUCGCAGCAAUAAUAUCGUCCGUGUAAGUGCUGUUUGUGCGUGAAAAAUGCAAAAAACUUCACUUUUACUGGCGAUAUCAUCGUUGUAAUACAUUCUACUGUUUUGAAACACUAAUAUUUGUAUUCAGCGAAGUCCCCCGAGUAGAACAGUACCCCCCAUGUACAGGUUUUAUGGUGUCUUGGAAAGUUAUAGGGUUAAAUAUAGUGCUAGCAAAUUAAAUUCCCUUUACUUUUGGCAUGGGUUGUCAGGCAGGUCCCGCUAAUUGUAAUUAAUUAAGAUACCCAAUUAUGUAAAAUGAUUACAUAAAUAUAUGUAGAAUUAAUAUAUGUGUAUAUAAUAUAAUUUUUUUAAAAUAUUUUUAUAUAUAUAUAUAUAGUGAUUUCAUUAUACGUGUAUUUUGAUAUAAAUAUAUUAAUAUCACAAAACAGUUAGAACGAAAUAACACACAUCUAAAUAUUUUGAAAUUAUUUAAAAAAAAAAAUUUAUUUUAUUUUUUUAACGUAUUUACAAAUUUUUUGUGUGUGUGUGUGUGUGUGUGUGUAUGUGUGUAUGUAUGUAUGUAUGUAUGUAUGUAUGUGUAUAUAUAUAUAUAUAUAUAUAUAUAUAUAAAUUUAUGUAUAUAUUAUUUUUUUUUAAAUUUAAUUUUAAUUUUUUUUUUCAGCCAGCAGGGGGACCACCUGUCAUUACAGGCAGCCCCCCUGCUGGCAAUACAGGAGGCAGCUAUCCCGGCCAUGUGAUUGUGAGUUCCUCGCAAGGACCUCACUCUCUCAUGGCCGGGGGGCUUCCAGGGGGUCGGACGUGCCGCGGGGGGCUCCCUGGGAGUCCCCCCAACUGCGAUCGCCGGCGACCGGGUUAGUACAGAAAGACCGGAGGGCGUACUAUUACACCCGGUGGCGUUUAGAGCCGCUUAAAAUAGGGCGUAAUAGUAUGCCCUCUGGUCUUAAGGGGUUAAGCAGCCCUAGUCACACAUCUCCUGGCUAUGAUUGACAUAGCCUGCAUAAAAAAAAAAACUGGUUUCACUUUCAAACGGAUGUAAUUUACCUUAAAUAAUUGGAUCUCAAUCUCUAAAUUGAACUUUAAUCACAUACAGGGUCUAGCAAGCUUUUAACAUAGCAGGGGAUAAGAAAAUCUUAAUUGAACAGAACUUGCAAUAAAGAAAUCCUAAAUAGGGCUCUCUAUACAGGAAGUGUUUAUGGAAGGCUGUGCAAGUCACAUGCAAGGAGGUGUGACUAGGGUUUAUAAACAAAGGGAUUUAACUCCUAAAUGGCAGAGGAUUGAGCAGUGAAGCUGAAUGUUCUAUACACCAAAACUGCUUCAUUAAGCUAAAGUUGUUCAGGUGACUAUAGUGUCCCUUUAAAUAUCGGAACCCUCAAACUGGUUCAUUUAGACUAUGUUGAUAUUGAAUAAGGAUACAAUAGCUGUCUGGUAUCAUUCCUGCUAUACCAGGCAAUGCAGCUCCUUGGAGAUCUCCCAUUUACUUUCUUCUACUGGAGGAGGGUUAUGAUCUAAAUAGAUGGGAUUUCUGUAGGUUCUGUGUAGGCGAAGGAAAAACCUGCGGAUUGGAAUUGAGGGAAAGGAACAAAGAUCACACACUGCCGAGAACGUCUGGAAAAUAUGGCGCACACAGGUUUGUGACAACUGGAAAGGUCGUUGGAGACUCGGAGGAUCUGUGCAAGAACCAGAAAAAACUGGUAAUUCAGACAUUGUAAACAACGAGGAGGAAAAACUUAAAGGGGCCCUAUAGUUACCAAAACAACUUUAUCUUAUUGAAGCGGUGUUGCCGUAUACAUCAUGCCUCUACAGUCUCACUGCUCAAUUAUCUGCCAUUUAUGAGUUUAAUCCCUUUUUUUUUUUUUUCUGUUUAUGCAGCCCUUGCCACACCUCCCCUGACUCUGACAAAGCCUGCAUGGAAAAAGAAACUGGUUUUAUUUUCAAUCAGAUGUGUUUAGGGAGGCUGUGUAAGUCACAUGCAGGGAGGUGGGACUAGAGCUGGAUAAACAAAGUGAUUUAACUCCUAAAUGGCAGAGAAUUGAGCGGUGAGACGGAAGGGGCAUGAUCUAUACACCAAAACUGCUUAAUUAAAGGGAUACUAUAAUAUUAGGAAUACCAACCUGUAUUGCUAACACUCUAGCUCCCUCGCGGUCCCUCCUCUGCCAAUAAAGGGUUAAAAAUUAGGCCCUACCCAUAGAAAAGCAUUGCAUCAGUUAAAUCCCCACAGGAAGAGAAAAGGAUGUCGAAGUGCCUCUAGUGGCUGUCUCAUUAAAACUGCAAUUAUUUACAUUGCAGCACUAUGUGUGACAUGGACACAGACCGCAGACCACAUCAAAUAGCUGAAGUGUUCUAGGUGUCUCUAGUGUCCCUUUACAUGAUUAAUAUGAUUAAUUAACAUGCAAAUAAAUAGGAAUGUGACUUAAAAUGGGAAUAUAAAUGGAACAGACUUUUUCAUCACAGCAAUUAGAUAAAAUUAUGAGUGGUGACACUUAUUGUCUCUAUGCCGAGUAAAGAUUUUAUACAGAGUACUUUCAGAAUUUUUAUCAAACUGAUCUUUAGGAUAUCUUAGAUUAAUUAUUCACCAAUCAGUGUUGUGCAUCCUGAAUUUAUUAGGCAUUUUUUUCGGAACCUGACGAUGUUUACAUAAUGGGCUACAAAAACUGUGUCCGCCUCACUCGACAAACCUUUGCUUUACCUUGCUCUCUUCUGUUGAAACUACACAACUAGUUGAUUUUGAUGGCUUUCCAGCUGGGAUUUGUAGUCAUAGCCAUUGUACCUCUAUUGCUGCUCUCCUGUAUUGUUGUUGUAUAACUUUACAAUUCAUCACCAUUAAGGAAGCAGACAUUGUCCGUAAACUUUUUUUUUUUUUUUUUCUCUCGAAGGCCAUGCCUGAUUCCAACUUCAAUGGAGAUCUGAACUUUCAAGAUUUAUUUUUUUUGCUGUGUGUGACCAAAUAAAUUAUUAUAUAUAAAAAAUUAUUAUUAUUAUUUUUUUUUUUUUUUAAAGGAAAGAAAUCUAUAAUUGCUAGGGAGGACACAGUUCAUUAGUCCAAGAACAUUACCGAUGGCGUAUCGCUGUAAGCCAGCUGAAAGGAUUAGCACAUAUUAGUUAUGCAGCAGGCUGCUGUCAUGGUAGCAAAUAUUUACUCCAGGUGAAUGGGUAGGCCUUGUGUGCAGGUUUAUUUAAGGAGAGAAAGAAGGUUUAUACGAGUUUACGCUUCUAUUUUUUUUUUAUUUAUUUUUUUUCCAUCGCCUGUGUACACAUUGAAGGAACAGCAGGGGUAAAAAUGUCAAUAACGCUUUAAUACACAGCUGUGCCAAUAACUAAGCUCAUAACAUGUCCAAAAGUGUGAUCUGUCCGUUAAUGAAUUGCAAUUUCUUCCGGGCUUGGCACCGUCUGAAGUUCCAUGAGUGCACCGGCUCUUUUUGGGCCAUAUGGCAUUGGAGAAUAUCCCUUCUCUGCCGGAGAUACUCGCAGGAGGGCACGUCUGUUAUAUACAUAGUAAGACACAUCUGGAUUAUACGGCCUCGACCCAGAGUUUGGUUUGUUUUUUAUUUUUAUUUAUAAUUUUUUUUUUUUUUAUUAUUCUCCUACCCUUUCAUUCGUGUUGCAUUAUGUGAAAUAAUCCAUUCGUAUUCUGUCUUGUGACGUAAGCUUCUAAUUGUAGAUUCCUCAUUUAGUAAUGAACGCAUCUGUAAGCUGCUCCCUGGUAAGUUUGAAAACCACAUCCUCCACUACAGAAAUAAACACAAAACCAACUGGUUUCAGUAUCUGUUUAUUUAAAGGGCACAUGAAAAGUUUCCCUAUUUCUAUUUGUGUCAUUUAACAAUUUUUUAUUUUUAUUUUUUUUUUAAAUUAAAUUCAGGAUCUAUUAGUUAAAGAUAUUACAUUUCAACAUAAUACAUAAAACUACAUAUAUCCAGGUUUCAUGUUAAAAACUGCAGACGUAGGAGCAAAUCUAGAAACAUUGAUUGUAGAUAUGGUCUAGUUAUAAGGAGAAACUAGGUUGGGUUUAGAUUUUUAGGAACAUGUUCUAACAGAUAUUUCAAAGGGCUACCUCCCGUUCUAUCUUGUACCAGGGAAUGCCCAUCACAGGUGCUGAUAUACCGGUGAGGUGACUGCAAAGUUCUUGUCAACCACAGCCUCCAUUACAGCCUUCAAUGGAAGAGCUACAGGCAGAAGGGGGCCCCGGCUGUGCCUGAUGCUAGCUGUCUAAUGGGAAUUAUGGCAUUGCACAAAAGGUCAUGUCUGCCACAGGAAAAUCAUAAUGGAGGAUUAAAAAAAAAAAUGAAAAAGCAAAAUUAGUGCAUAUUCAUUAUAGCUAAACUGGUAUCAGUAAUGGUAACAGGAUAAAUCAGUUGCAAUAUUUUGACGCCACUAUACGACUCAAAUUCUUAAUUGGUUAGUGAUACUAUAAUGUGUUUUUUAACACUUACAUUUGUAGACAAAACAUGCCAAAAAAAACCAAACAAAUGACAAGUUUGGUUCAAAGAGUUUUCACGUCAUAGUUUUUUGUGAAUGAAUCCGUAGACCAGAUAAACUUGAUGCCUUUGUAGACCUAUUGCAUGCUAGUGUGGUUAAAUAUGGGGCCACAAUCAGUGAAACCACCCAAUCUCUCUAUAUGUCAAAGCCAAAGUGGGAUUAGAAGAAGGUCAGAUGGCAUUGUCGAAUCCCAGGGGACUAUUUUUUUCAGUUUUUGCAUACAGGCAGCAUAUAUCCGACGGCUGUCCGCCACCAUAGCGCUAGGUUUGCCUCGGCUGUCCGCCACCAUGGUGCUUGGUUUGCCUCGGCUGUCCGCCACCAUGGCGCUAGGUUUGCCUCGGCUGUCCGCCACCAUGGCGCUAGGUUUGCCUCGGCUGUCCGCCACCAUGGCGCUAGGUUUGCCUUGGCUGUCCACCACCAUGGUGCUAGGUUUGCCUCGGCUGUCCGCCACCAUGGUGCAAUGUUUGCCUAGCUAUAAUCCACCUGUCCAGGAUCCCAUGAGAUGGCAAGGCGAGAGAUCAUUACCCCCCUUUUUUCAACAGAGUAGUUGGACACUAAAGACUUUAUCGUUUAAAGUUGAGAGUAGACUUUUGAUCAUAAAGAAAACAAAAGGGAUGUGUCAAAUAUAGGAUGAUGGUAUGGGCGUUUUUGUGUCAGACUCCUAGUGAUGUACAGCAAGCAUGUCAAACAUGCGGCUCACAACGAGUAUUUUUGCCCUUGGGCCGAUUUGUGCUGUGGACCACCAGCGGGCCGCGGCCCAUCACAUGCUCCUGCGAUGGGCCGCAAGAGGGCAAAACAUUAUUCCACGUUGGCCACCGGAUAUGCGCAUACAGCAUAUGGAGUCAUAUCCGGCGGCAGCGCUACAGUGCCCCGAAUGGCUGGAUGCUUGCAGAGCAGGCCAGCCACUGCCCCUUCCCUGCUGCUUGCAGUGCCAGAACAGCGUGUGGCCUGCUUGAGUAGAGAAGAGAGGGGUUGGACUGGAAGACAGCUUAAGGUAGGGGAAGAGGGGGGGUUGGGGGAACAUUCCUGUAGUGAAGUGUAUUAAAUUGGGAGGUGGGGCAGAGUAUUACAUUGGGGGGAGGUGGCUGGGCGGCAGGAGGCUGUGUAUUCGAUUGGAAGGGGAGGCAUAGUAAGUAACUUUAAGUGAAGCUUUUAAGUGUAAAAAUAAACAUAUAACAUAAAUAUAAAAAAAAAUUAUAUAUUGUUUACAUGAGAAUGAUACAAGUCAUUUUAAUUUGUGUUGGUCUAGGUCAACUUUUUAUAUAUAUAUAUAUAUAUAAUUUUUUUAUUUUUUUUAUUUGGCCCGUGUUAGCCUUAGAGUUUGACAUGCUUGGUUUACAGAGUCUGCUGAGACUUGUCCAUUGCAUGUCUUCAGCUGGACAUUGCUUAGAAGGAUGCAAAUGAAGAUACACUGUGUCCAUUUUCCAUAAAUCCUCACAAAACUAUUUAUUUUCAGUUCUUAAUCUGCACGACCUAUAGAUUGAUUUAUUUAAAUUCUUUAUUUUUGUUGUGCAAAGGUUUGACAGGCAAGCGUUUCAUGCUACACACAGUAAAUACAAACAUUUCAAGAAGCAAAAGACUGGCUUACAAUAAAACUGCAUUUUUAGGUAAUAAACAGGCUGAUACUGUUCUCUUAUUGCCAGACAUUAUUUGUAAGAGUAGUUAAAACAUACUAUGCAGGCCGACAUUAGUUUGGGCACGAAGCAGAAAAUAGUGUCACGUUCAACUGUAGUGCUGGGUGCUGUUCUCGGUGUAAUGGUAUAGAGAAAUAUAGAUUAUGAUGAUGAGUAGCCUUGCACGCCCUCUACAAGCUAAGAUAUUUCUGCAGUAGCAGGGGAACGUCUACUAAGUAGGCUGACAUGGCCUAUACCAGUGAUGGUGAACCUUUUUGAGCCCGAGUGCCCAAACUGCAAUACAUGCCAACUUUUUUUUUCCUUAAAGUGCCAACACGGCAAUUAAACCUCAAUACUGAGGUUUAAGUUUAGAAAUAACAACUCGUACUGUUGUCCGAACUAAAUAACAACUUUUGUUUUAAAAGAACACAACAACAGAGCGUUCAAUGAUACAAAUUUUAAAUAAUGAUAUAAAUAGAUAAAAUUAAGCUUAUAUUUAUUAGUAUCUCCAACAAAUGCAAUACAUACACACACACACACACACACACACACACACAGUCCGCUGAAUACACACACUGCUGAGUACACACACAUACACACACAGACUGCUGAAUACACGCACACACAGACUGCUGAAUACACACACAUACUGUAUUGAGGGGUGUAGUGUAUGUGCUGUCUGUGAUGGUUGCAGUGUGUGUGAGGGGUACUGUGUGUGUCUGUGAUGGUUGCUGUGUGUGUGGGGGGUGGUGUGUGGGGUGCUGUGUGUGUGAGGGGUGCUGGGCGGGGGUAAGGGUGCUGUGCUGUGGGGGUAGAGCUGCUGUGUGUGUGAGUGGGGGGGGGCUGCUGUGUGUGGUGGGGGCAGGGGCGCCUGAGCAUUUGGCACCAGGCGGAUCCUGUGCUUGGCACCCCUCCCCCCAACCCCCCUCCCAAAAAAACCUGUAAAUGUUAAAGGUUUUAUUUCUUUUAUUUUUACAAUUUGUAAACUUUGCAAAACCGCUGUCAGCCCCUCCUACAAAACCCUUGUCCUGCCCUGCCCCUCCUACAAAACCUCUGUCCUGCCCCUUCUACAAAUCCUGUACUGCCCCAUCUACAAAACCCCCGCAACCCCUUCCACAAAUCCCCUGCUUAUCCCCCCUUAUAAAGACUCCUGUCCCAAUACAAAACCCCCACCCCCUUCUACAAAAUCCCUGCAGCCCCACACACACAUUUACAGGCAGACAGUCACACACUCAGUUACAGACAGACAGUCACACACUCAGUUACAGGCAGACAGUCACACACAGUCACAGGCAGACAGUCACACAUACACAUUUCCUCCGUGCGGCCAGUUUAUCAGCUGUUUGCUUGUGUGAGCUGUACUGGCCGCACGGCACCCUAACUACCAUGGGACACUGUGCGGCCACAGCUCACACAGCCCCCUCCAGCCAGGGCCGGUACAAGGAUUUUUGCCGCCCUAGGCAAAAGUAAAGUUUGCCGCCCCCCAUGUGACAUCACAAUGCCCCACCCAUAUGAUUUGCCAUGUUAACUAACGCCAGUGCUGCAGUGCCGCUGUGUUUACAUUAAAAGGCCUGCAGGGACAGGCUAUAGACACCAGAACCACUACAUUAAGCUGAAGUGGUUCUGGGGACUAUAGUGUUUCUUUAAUGUGAGGUAAAUUAGAGCUUAGUGCCACAAAUAAUAUACUAGAUUGCCUACUUACAACCAGAUGAGGAUGAUGAUGGGCUCUAGCUGCAGUCUGGCUCCACUGGUCUGGUGCAGAACAGGCUCUCUGGAGGCGGUUUGUAACUGUGGUCACAAAAAUCAAUGUUCUGGGAGAACGGGAAGCAGCUCCAUUUUUUGGGGUCCUUUACACAGCUCAAGGUCUGGGUCCCAGGGUCCACCUUCAUGUUCCACCAAUGAGUUUGUUCACAGGGGGUGGAGUGUGUAGGGAUGUCCUGAUAUGUGUGUAAGGAAUGCAUUGUGUGAAAUUGUGUUUGUAUGUGUAAGGACUGCAAGGUGUGUUUCUGUGUAUGUAUGGGAUGCAUUGAAUGUGUGUAAGGGUGCAUUGAGUGUGUGUAAUGAAUGCAUUGUGUGUUUCUGUGUGUGUAAGGGAUGCAUUGUGUGUAACGGUUGCAUUGCUUGUGUAUGUGUGUCUGUGUGUUUUUCUGUGUGCAAGGGGUGCAUUGUGUGUAUGUGAUGAAUGUCAAUCUCUCCUCCCGCUCCAAUUUCCUUCUCCUCCUCCCAAUUUCUCUUUCUCCUCCUCUCUCACCCCCGCUCCUCUCUUUUCUCUCACCCCCCCUUAUUUCUCUCUUCUCACCCCCCCUUAUUCUCUCUUUCUCACCCCCCUUAUUUCUCUUUCUCUUUCUCCCCCUAUUUCUUUUCACUUCCCCUUAUUUCUCUUUCUCACCCCCCUUAUUUCUCUCACCCCCCUUAUUUCUCUUUCUCACCCCCUUAUUUCUCUUUUCUCACCCCCUUAUUUCUCUUUCUCACUUAUUUCUCUUUCUCACCCCUAUUUCUCUUUCUCACCCCCUUAUUUCUUCUCUUUUCCUCACCCCUUAUUUCUCUUUCUCCUUUAUUUCUUUCUCACUUUUAUUUCUUUUCUCACCCCUAUUUCUCUUUCUCACCCCUUAUCUUCUCACCCCUAUUUCUUUUCUCACCCCUCUCUCAUCUCUCUUUCUCACCCCCUAUUUCUUUUCUCACCCCUCUCUUUUCUCUCUACCCCUUAUUUCUCUUUCUCACCCCUCUCUCACCCCCCCAUUAUUCUCUCUCUCACCCCCCCUUACUUUCUCCCCUCCCCCUUAUUUCUCCCCCUCCCCCUACCUCCCUGUAGCGUGGCCGAGCCCAGUAUAGCCGGCGGGUACAGGGAGCUUUUGUUUCCUGUACCCGGCCGGACUAACAGGAAGUGCACACUCAGUGUUCACUUCCUGUUAGUCCGGCCGGGUACAGGAGACAGCUGCUCUCUGUACCCGUCGGACCAUGCUGCAGUGAGGGAGCUGACAGGAGCGCUCCCUCCUGUCAGCCUCUCCUCAGGCUGCGCCCGGGCGGUGCGGUCCGCCCUCAUGGACGCACCGCCCAGGCAAAGCUGCAGCCGCCUGAUGCUCUAUACAGAGCGCUCGGGCGGCUGCAGCUGGGGGGGACCGGGGGGGCUGGCCAUGGCACCCCCCACCCUGGUGGCACCCGGGGCGGACCGCCCCCCCCGCCCCCCCCUUAGUACGCCACUGAAUAAAUAUAAAAAAAAAAUUGAGAAUGAUACAAGUCAUUUUAGUUUGUGUUGGUCUAGGUCAACGUUUUAAAUAUUUUUUUUUUAUUUGGCCCCUGUUAACCUUAGAGUUUGACAUGCUUGGUUUACAGAGUCUACUGAGACUUGUCCAUUGCAUAUCUUGCUGUGUGGGUGGGGGGGAGGUGGGCUGGGUGUUGGGGAUGGGUGGGGAGCUGGGGUAGGGGUACUGUGUGUGGGGGGUAGGGUGUGUGGGGGUGUGUGUGUGUGUGUGUGUGUGUGUGUGUGUGUGUGUGGGGGGCUGGGGUAAAGGUGUUUAAAAAAAAAAGUAUGCUAAAUCAGUAUUUUCCCCCUCCCUCCUUCUUACCUUUAAUGAAGGAGGGGGGGUCACAGCCAUCCCUGGUGGUCUGGUGGUGGCAAGCACUGUUUCUGUGUCGGGAGGCAGGGGGAGGGAUCUGUGAAGCAGCUGCCCUGUCCUCCUGCACGAUGCUGUGUGGAGCAUUGCCAUGGUAAAGCUCCACACAGCUUGCUCGCGGGAGGACAGGGGAGCUGCUUCCUUGAUCCCUUCCCCUGCCUCCUGACACGGAAGCAGAGUAGGCGCCUGCCGUUUUGGGCAGGCAGGUGCCUACUCUGCAUUGAUGGCGAACCUAUGGCUGUGUGCCCACUGAAAGGGCCCGGCAUGCCACCUGUGGCACGCGUGCCACAGGUUCGCCAUCACUGGCCUAUACUGCCGUAAAGAUGGAUUAUAAAGGUGUAUAUUAAGGUGACCAUGAGCUAUUCACAGGGCAGGUUUAACUGAUUAGGGGUAAAAUUAAGCUAAUAUGAUAUUAGAUAAGCUCUGGGCUGCAUCCGUAUUGGAAAACAUUUAGAGGGAGAGAGAGUAUGCCAGGAGGUUGAUUGUAUAAGGCAAUGUCAGACAUGGGGCAUAAUAUGCCAUGAGGACAGACUUGGUAUGGGAUUGCUCAGCCAAUGCCCAUUAGUGGUGGGCUGCCAACCCUGGGGUCAUGAGUACACCUUUCUGCAUGCACGGACACCACCAGCCCCAAAGUCCUGUGCACUCCUUCGCUAUGUCCACCAGCAAGUAGCAGUCGAUUAGCUGGACCAUGGCCUCUGGGCCUUCUUGGCGCUUGUGAGUGGUGCUGCCUGUUGUGACCCUUCCGACAGGGCAGUAUGCAAGCGUGGAUUCGUCCCCUUCUGGAGCACCGCUCGGUGGAGCAGCGGCUGUACGGUAAGGCAGGUUUGCGGCAAUGUGGUGCUGCUUUACAUCCUGAGGUCCGGAGAGACCGCUGGUAAGUCAGACGGUGGGGUGGGCGCCUCUACAUACAGGGCACCGACCUUAUGCUGGCUCAAUGAGCUGCUGCUUCAGCUUAAUUUACUAGUGGGGCGGGUGAGUUACAGGCUGUGGGUCUGUGUUCUAGGCACCAGCAGAGGUCUUGACAGAUCCUAUUGAACCUGGCCUCAAAGCACUCUGUCCAGGUCUGCAGGCUCACUUGAGGAUGUGGCUUGGUGGCCAUUUUGGUUUCGGCAUGCAGUCAUUCCAGCCAGAUACUCUCCUGCUGUAGGUUUGAAGGUUUCUCCAACGGGGACCGGUAUGACCCUCACCGGUCCAGAGAGGGUUGCGGGGUAUCGGAAAAGUUGCUGCUCGGCAUGGUCCCCAUGUCGGGAGAUUGGCCGUCUCUCCCAGCCAUUAGCCCGCCUGUCAUGCUAGGCCACAUGUGUAGAGUGUGGUGAAUCUCAACAGGAAGGCACGGGGCCGGUAUCCACGAGCCCCCACUCAAUGCAGCAACGAGCCACCGUUAUGCUGCUCUGUAAAAACCAUGGUUAUGGCGAAUAAUAGUCGCGCUUAAGCUUAGUUGUGCCAGAGCUCUCUGCAAGCACGUCAGACCUGCCCCCAUUUAUGAAUUUUAAAGAAUUAUGUCCUUCUCUAUCAAUUUUGUUUUCAACUUUAAAAGUGUCCAAAAUGUCUUUUUUACAUAGAACUGAAAUAAGUAAUCUGUUUUACACAAACACUUCCAAAAGUAAAUCUUUAGCAAGGAGAGUAAACCUGAUUUGGAUCAUAAUUUAAGAUUUUUAUAACUUCCUGUUUGUGUGUGUGUCCUCCUGAGAAUUAAGAAAUAAAAUGCCUUCAUAAUGUCAAAGUCUCAGAUUAGUUUUCUCACAUUCCACUUGGCUACAGAAAUAAAUUGGUCACAAACCGAUAACCUGUGUAGUGCUGGAUAUUUAUGUAAAAAGAAAAAGAUAACGUAUUGCAAGGGAUGAUGAUGGAAUGCUUCCCUCUCCCAAAGUGAGAUUACAAACUCAAAAGCCAGAAACACAUCAUCAAGCCAACAGGGCGCCUCAGAGCCUGGCGGGGACCCAGGUAAGCAGGGAAACCGUUUUCUCCCAUUACUAGAGAACUUGGCUGUGGUACUCCUCACGUCAUGACCACCAGAGCGGGCUCUAAUGAUUAUGAUGCUUGAGUAACCCUUUAAACCUGACUUGUAUAAGCACUUGGAUGCCAGCAGGUUUUGUGAACCGUGUAUAGAAACUUCUUAAACUGGGAAAAAUAUUUACAACUGGCGUACUCACCAUUCUAACUUUCUAUAUAGCAUUUAGCCCUUCUCUUAGAACAGGUCUUGGGUCUACACCUUCGUACUGAUCCAGAACUCUAAAUCUCAGUGGAACUGAUGUUUUGGGUUAAAGUGGGAAGCAUGUCUAUAAUCAUGCUCUAGUGGAAAAUUGGGCUUCUGAGGGCAUAGUUUAGGCAAUUUUAUGAAGGUAUUCCUCUUAUUACACAGAAUGUUUGAUUAGAAUAUCCAGCAAUGAGGUUGAAUGGAAAUCUCAUGGGGAAACAAGACCAAGUUCCCAAACGUAUCACUUUUGAAGCCCCUUGUGCUUCUCUUUUGCCCCAUCUCCUAGUCCAUGAAAAUGGUAGCCAAUUCGGUUUCUCUCCUGGGUGUUUUGGAUAAUGUUGCCACUUAACAAUUUUGUUUUUUCAGGACACUCAUUCACUCUGGAUUCUAUCAAGUAUAGUUUGAAAGUGCUGUCUGGUAUGUUGAAUUGAUGCUGCCAAUGAAAUCUCUAAUAAGAGACCAAUGCAAGUACCAUAACCACUAGAGCUUUAUGAGAGAAUACAGAAUAUUAUAAUGGAGUUGCAUCCAUAUAUCUGAUACUCCUGGGAUCUCCCUCUCAUUGUCACGGUGUAUUAACCCAACACGCAGAGUUUAGGAUAGCAAGGGACAAGACUAGGAAAUAACGUAUUACUGGGCCUUAGAAUGGCCGGACUAAACAUUAGACAGAGAAAAAGCGUAAUCAGAGACGAGCAGAGGUCAGGGUGACAGCGAAAAACAAGAACUAGCCAGAGUCAGGUACAUGGUAAUCAGUCAGAUGGGCAAACAAGACAGGAAAGGGUUAAAGAUAAACUCAGUCAGAUACAAAGCCAAGGUCAAUACCAGAAUAAAUACAAUAGAUCAAGGAACGCACUGAAACAGAAACCAUGAUAGGGCAAAGUGGAUAGGGCUACGGAAGUUUAAAUAUCCUUAACUAACAUUUGAUUGGCCCACAUCAUGCCUACUCCCCCAAAAUGUGGGGGUGCCAGAAUGACGUGGGCCAAUGGGAGCCUAAAUCUACUUUUGGUUCCCACUGCCCCUUUAAAAGCGCGCUCGUGACGCGAGUCGCGCUCAUAGUGCCAGGCGGGCAGUGUGACCGCUCAUUGUAACACUCAUAGACCUUGAUCGCAUUCUUGUAAUAGUUAUCGAUAAGUUGAGUUGAUGAUCUCUUUACGAUAUUGAUAAGAUCAAAGUCACAUACUUUUCAAUUUGACAUUGUAAAAAAAGUUCUAUGCUUUGUUUCAUAGUAAAUAAAAAAACAAGUCGGUUAUACUUUCAAUUUGGGUUACUCUGCUUUCAAAUCUGGUCUUCACAUUGAAUUCUCACUUAAAUAAAUAACCAUGAUAAUGUUGUCCUUCAAGAACCCAGAAGAACACUCCAAAGGAAUAAUAUGAUGGGUGGUUGUUUGUGGUUUUUUGUUUUUUUUUUAAACAAUUUUAGUAGAUAAACCUCCAAUGAAAACAUGCAUUUAAUUAUAUAUAUAUAUAUAUAAUAUAUUUUGCAUUGGGGUUGUAUCUAAAAUCAGCUUGCAAAAGCUGCCGAUCUCUUGUAAGCACUCAUCGCAGAAAUGAUGGUUUCUCGUUGAGAAGUCUCUGAAUUUUGAGCUGCUGGCUCAUGAGCGCACACACAAUUUCCCUAGGUUUAUCAGUGAGAUAGCUGGACAAGUCUAGGAUUCCUUGGAUAUAGGGAGAAACAGGCACCUGCUAACUGAAUUGGGGGGGCCUUUCGGCAAUUAUUUGUUAAAGUGCUGAUUUCAUAUAGAAUUCAGCACUUUUAUAAUCUGGAAUUAUAAUUGGCAUAACUUUAGUCUUAUUGGCUUCUUUUUUUUUUUUUUUUUAUGCACAGGGAGGGAGCGGGAAGCGUAAUGGUUUGCCAUUUUAUAGUGUUAAUGUAUUGAUUUCCUUCUGUGCUGGAGAAAGCCGACCAAACCCAUGUUUAGAACAUGCGCCGAACACUACAAACCUUUUCUCCUCCUCACUUUUCUGUAACCUUGUACAUGUAUCAGUGACCCUUCAAACAACCAAUAAGAAAAUCCAUUGGUCAACGUUGUAAUGACAUCAGGUAUAGUGGUAAAAUGUAUAAAUGACUGAAAAUAGCUCUGUAAUAGAGGGACUUUAUUUCAUGAUCUAUGGGGUCACCUCCAUCCUAGCUGUCUCUUUUGAAAAAUAACUGUUGUGCAUCCCUUUAGUAAGGCCCUGGAAAUCUACUGCCUACAGUAGUAUUUUAAGCUGGUGGGUGGACUUGGUGAAGACUUAAUACAUUUUAACUAUGUGUAUAUUUUCCUCCCCUGCCCUGUUUCAUGGUGCUUCCAGCAGCCUGCGCCCCUCUUGUUUUGGGAGAGGGCUUUCAGGCUAGUCUAAAAUGAUACGCUACUCUUAUGUAUCCAUGAGACCCACUCUUAUUUGCCAUUGUUCUCCACCCCUCCCCCUAUUAUAGAGUAAACAUUGUAUUUUGUUUGUAAACCUUCUGAUCAGUUCAUUAAAUCAGAAUGUGAAAAGAACUCCUUUUCCAGUGGGAUCCUGUUGCAUCUCAUCUACAAAGCUAGUCCUUGGAGACCAGCUCUGCUACGGUUGCGCUCAGAAGGGACCAACAACCAACGGGACAGAAUCUGAAUGUUCUAGUUAGGACCAGCCUUUCUAUUGCCAUUACAGGGACGGCUUGCAGAGUCUGGUAGAGUUGUGCGUUGUUGUAAGAACCUAAUUCAUAUAGUAUAGCUUUUUGUAAAAACCCAUUAUGCUCUUCCAAAACACAUACUGUUGGCUAUAACGAGGCCUGGCUCUGCUGUGUAAUGGGGGAAGGAGGGGAGAGAAAGGUGCACUGAUGACACAUGACUCCUUUCUGUGCAGUAAAAGAAAUGUAAAGCGUUGUGAACCCAUUUUAAAUGAUUUACAUGACUUUUUUUUUCUUUUUCUUUGGCUGGAGUAAGUCUGUGUUUUUGCCUGGCUGUAAGUACAAAGUCCUGGUUGACGUGUUGGUCCCGGAGGAAGGCAGGCUUCUUGUACAAUGCCUGAUUGUUUGGAGACAUUUUAAUUGAUGAAUGGAACAUUUGCCCAUGAUGAGGUGUGGGGGUUAUGACACUUCGUACACUUGCUUUUGUUCUGUGGCAGUUUUUACUGGUAUCGAGAGCACCGGCAGGCAUUUAUUUCGAAAACCUUGUUUAUCGUGGUUUUAAUGGCACAUUCAGCUUUCCAGGAACGUUUUAUAAGGUGCAAUAAGUAAUCUAUUAACGGUAUUUCAGUGAUUGGGAAUGCUAAGUGCUUACAAGUCCAUAACAUCAGAAGGGAACGCUCUGCGGCAGGGACCAGGGCCAGACAUCUGUUCCAUUCCCAUAAAAUAGAGGUGUUUUUGAAAACUGGGCACGCUGACUUUUUGCAUCAAAUAUUCGACAUCGAUUUGGAAUACGCCUGUUUUAGGCCUACACUGCCAAUCAUGGGAGAUGAGGUGCAAUGUGUUAAAGCCCAGAGCUCUCCUCCUUUUCGACCAGUCCCUCGUACGUUUGACCUCCCUAACUGGAUACUUUGUGAGAGGUGGGGGCCCCAUGACGGGGGAACAGGUUCCAGCACUAAAAUGGGCCGUGACUAUGGGAAUACUUUGAAGCUAUAGGCCACUUGUAGAGACAUGUGGAAUUGGAAAGCUCUGUAUUCUAACCAUCGUGGUUUACCAAACAUUAUGUAUUGUAUUGCACAAUUAAAGAUUGAAUGUUCCCCUCUUGUACCAUGAGAAUCUUCAACAUAUUAAUCCAAGUUCCUGUGUCCCCAUUCACCGGGUAUAGCAGCACAAUUGCUUUUUAUACAUGUUCUCAGAGUCUUAAAUAUUAUCUUAUUAACUCGCAGUUUUAACAGUAUGACAAUCUGGAGUCUCAUUAAAGGACAAGUCUCAUAAAAGUUUAACUCUUCAGUUUAUUACUUUUAAUGAAACUUCACGAAAAUGUCAAGUUUUUAUCUGGCUGAGCAAUCAUGUUGGGUCAGAUUCUGCUAUCUGAACUGCUGUUAUUUACACAGACUGAUUUUCUAAACACAUUUAUUGUAGUUUAAAGACACAUUACUGGGAGUAUUAUUGCUGUGGAGCUCCGUUAUACACUCAGACACAUUACUAGGAGUAUUAUUGCCGUGGAGCUCUGUUAUACACUCAGACACAUUACUAGGAGUAUUAUUGCUGUGGAGCUCUGUUAUACACUCAGACACAUUACUGGGAGUAUUAUUGCUGUAGGGCUCUGUUAUACCCUCAGACACAUUACUGGGAGUAUUAUUACUGUGGAGCUCUGUUAUACACUCAGACACAUUACUGGGAGUAUUAUUGCUGUGGAGCUCUGUUAUACACUCAGACACAUUACUGGGAGUAUUAUUGCUGUGGAGCUCUGUUAUACCCUCAGACACAUUACUGGGAGUAUUAUUGCUGUGGAACUCUGUUAUACACUCAGACACACCAACAAUAUGGUGCUUCUAGAAAAGAGGGACAUUAGGAUAGAAAAUAGGCACAGAGGGUUUUGGGCCCAAAAUAAGGACUGUCCCUCCUAAAUCGGGACACUUGGGAGGUAUGCACUGGUAUAAAAGGCUCCAGUAAAUGUUCCAUGUAUAUCUGUCAUCUAAAUUGAAUCAUUAUGUAAGUGUUAGUCUGCUAGUGGUGUAUUUUCAGUGUGAAAAACAACCCAUAGAGGGGAAAAAAUAAAAAAUACGCUAUAGCAAAAAUGCAACCCACAUGUAGAAAUUAAACAGAAAUACAGAAAACUGUCCAACCACAAAAUCAUUUCAGAUCUAUAAAGGUUUCAUUAAAACUACACUGCUUUUUCAGCUGUGCAAAUGGUUUCAAGGUCCUAUAACAGAGGGACUUUCUGCUGACUCGAAGCAGCUUUGUGGCCCACUAGUGCGAUGCAGAUUUACUACAUAAUACAGAGCAGGUCUGCCUUAUAUAGUGAUACAGGUUUAUUCACAACACUCACAAUGUAUCGGCACUUAUGGCUUCCAGGGUUCACUGGUGGGAAAACCUGGUUAGCCUGGGUUCUUGUGAUCCUUAUGAAAUCAAUGUAAAGUCAUUGUUUUAACUGUUCUUAGAGAAAUUCUGUAAGGUUAGGAAUACAUACGAGCACUUUUAACAUAAAUGUGUACUACUCCCUAAAUUUCAUUAAAAAAAAAUAAAUAAAAAAGAAGCUUUUUACUUACAUUUUUUCUAGCAUCUAGACUUUUUGUUUUCUUCCUCGAGGCUGUCUUCUUUGUCGUCUCAUCCAAUUCUAUGUCUGUUAUAGAGAAGCAUUGAGGACAGGGAGAGGCACCACACUCCUUCAAUUAAAUGCUUCUCAGCGUGAAGCAUUGAAUCCAAUGCCUCCCUCUAAGUAUUAGAGCAGGGUUCCCAAUUAAUUUUUCCCGUGGACCCCUUUGACUUAGUGUAUCAACAUCGUGGAACCCCCUCUCCCCACGUUUUUUGUAUGUGUUUGUGUGUGUGUGUGUGUAUGUUGGUGUGUAUGUAGCAUACAAACACAAACACUGGCACAUAGUGGCACACAGAUACACACAGUGUAUCUGUGUGUAUGUAUGUAUUUGACACACAGAUACACACACCUUGACACAGAUACAUACAUGCAUAUACACACUGUGUGUAUCUGUGUGUCAGAUACACACACACACACACACACACACACACACACCUCUACAUCUGUGUUUGUAUGUGUCUGUGUAUCAAGGUGUGUAUCUGUGUUUGUAUGGAUCUGACACACACACACACACACACACACACACACACAGUGUGUAUCUCUGUGUCAGUAUAUGUAUCCGAUAUACACACACAUUGGCACAUAGUGACACACAGAUAUACACACACACACCGUAAUAUAUACACACACUUGCACCCGCAGAUACACACAUUGACACAUACACACACAUUGACACAUACACACACUGACACACUCAGAUACACACGCACAUAGGCACAUACUGACAUACCAGACACUUAGAUACACACAGUGACACAAACCUUGACACACAGAUAACUACGAGGGAGCUGAGCAGGGAGAUCGUUGCUCCCUCACCGCCUGCACGCCAGCCGCUCAGAAGCCCCACAGGACCCUUGGGACUGCACGCCAGUCGCUCAGCAGCCCCACUGGACCCCAGGCACCGCACUGUCUCACUGACAAACACACAUAUACUCUUUGACAGACAUACAAACUCCCUAACAGACACACAUACAACUUAUUAUUUUUUUGUAAAUUUUACUACACCCAUCCUCCCUACCUUUGGGAGUGCUUUCAUGGAGUCUCUAUGUCCCUGUGGGCCUGCUGGUCUGAGCGUGCGGUGACUGGGGUCCAGUGGGGCUGCUGAGCGGUUGGCGUGCAGUUCCUAGGGUCCAGUGGGGCUGCUGAGCGGCUGGCGUUCAGGCGGCGAGGGAGCAGUGAUCUCCAUGCUCAGCUCCCUUGCGCGCCUCGUAGUAAUGUCAUAUUCCGGCAUCACUGCUGUGUGCAGAUCGCUGCUCCCUCGCCACCCGCGGCCAUUUUGUUUUUUUAAAUUUUAGCUGAACCCCAUUUGUGUUCUCGCGGAACACCAAUUGGGAAAUUCUGCAUUAGAGGACCUUAUGCAAAGUAUGAGGAAGUUGAAUGUCACAGAACAGAGUGUGAAGACAGCCACUAGAGGUGUGUUUUAGCCAUGCAAUGUAAACCUUGCUGUAUCUACAAAACUGCGUUAUUUUACAUUGCAGAACGAAAGGCAGGGUGCCUGUAGUUCCAAAAUGCUUGAUGACUCUCAUCCUGGGAGUAUAGUUCAAUAUGAACUGUGUAUCCCAUUAUUCCAUCCACAUUAAGGAAGGACCACCAUGCUUAUAGCUAAGUAUCUUCUCCAGCCUAGCCCUCUCAGGACAUGGAAUGUCUAACCACAGUAAAUGCCACCAAUGUGUUUAAUGGCUUAAGGUGUUAAUUGGAGGGAAGUAAAAAAAUAACCUUUGACUUGUCAAGCCGCUGUCCAAGCUCUGCUGAACAAUGAACUCACUAUAUAGGCAAAUAAUGUCAGAUCUCCUUAUAGUGGUAACAAUAUCCCAUUACUGGCAACCCAAAACAGCAACAUUUCAUCCAUGUCUCUAUCGAGCAGUCUUUAUUGCUUCAUAACAUUGCCGCUUUGGGUUACCAGUAAAGGCAUAUUGUUCCCACUAUAAGGAAUGAGUGGACAUUGUUUGCUUAUAUCUGGAUACUAUUCUGGACUUCUUGCACCCUUGAUUCAUACAAGGUGGAUCAUUGUUGUACAGUGAACUCAAGACACGUGACAUCAAUUGAUACGUACGUCAGGGCUCAACAAAUCCCAGACGCCCGGUCGCCAUGAUGACCAGGAAAUUUGUACUGGCGCCUGGGAUUUGUGAGCCUUUUAAGCCCCUGAGGUGACCGUCUGCCUGAGAGCAGAGGUGGGCAGUCGGCUCACGGAGGGCUUAGGCAGGCAGCUGACAGAGGGAUGGGGGCGUCCGGCUCAUGUAUUGCUGAGGGGGGUGGAGGCGGACGGCUAAUGGAGAGCUGAGGGAGGCAGGCAGCUGACUUAGGGCGGCAGCAAGAUAGGGAGCUUUAAUCUCCCUGCACUGCUCACUUGCGCGCCUUGCAGUGAUGCCGGGAUCUGGGUUACCUCCAAUCACAUGGGAAAGGUGUUUUUACUAACCCUUUUUCCCACGCCAUGCUGGUGACGCUGGGGCGGCCCGGCCUCCAUGGCUGAGAUCAUCAAACUUGAUCUCCGCCAAUGCAAUGCUUCCCCAUAGGAAAAUAUUGGGAGACAAUUGCGCAUGUGCGGCAAAAUGCCACUGCGCCAGUUUAACUUCUCAUAGAGAUGCAUUGAAUCCAUGCAUCCCUAUAGGGAUCAUUAAUGUAGGUGCUGCACAGUGUGAAGCACCACUAGAGGCCGUCUGAGUGACAGUCGCUAGAGGUGUCACCAGGCAGCAAUGUAAACGCUGCCUUCUAUCUGAAAAGUCAUUGUUUACAUUGAAAAGCGUUCAGGGACUGGAUAUAGACUUUCAAGCAAACUUGUCAAGCCCUGACGUACGUGUGAGAUGAUAUACUUGGUCCAUUUGGGGCCCAACACACCACGAUGGGGGGGUGGGGGAGGAAGGGGUUAAAUGAAAAAGUUUUAUUGACAACCAAUAGUAGGGAUUAAAAAGGAGAAAGCAUCCCUGGACUCCCUGCUAGGGGAUACACCCCGGACCCAUCUCAUAGCAUUCCGGUAUAUGCAAGUGACACACUUCUACAAUCGCAUGCGUGAUAAAGAGCGCCUACAUAGAGUCCCAACGUGGUUCGAGACACUGUGCGAGAGAGGCACUCCUAUGGUGAAAGCAAUAUCCAUAUUUUAUCAACACCUCUUAGUUGGACACCUCACGGAAAAUGAUACUUUCCGCAGACACUGGGAGACCAUGCUCAACACUACCUUCACACCCACGCAAUGGGAGACCGCCCUAAUCUGGCAACACAAGAGCUGCACUAGCUCACUCUAUCAGGAAACAAAUUACAAAAUAAUCGCGCUAUGGUACCGAACACCAGCCCUCCUCCAUAGGAUCUUCCCAUCAACCCCCCCGACCUGUUGGAGGUGCCAAGAGGAAGAGGGCACGAUGAUACACAUCUGGUGGGAGUGCAACACUCUUGCUCCCUUCUGGGAAAUGAUACGACAAAACAUAACCGAAGUCCUGGGAGAAAUACCCACAUGGACAGCAGCCUUGGCACUACUGCAUAUAUCACAACUGCCGAUAUCAAGGUAUAAAAAGUCGAUAUUACGCCAUUUACUCAACGCUGCCAGGGCUCUGAUCCCUAUAUAUUGGAAAAAGACAGAGACCCCCAGCGUGGAGGAGUGGAUUCGUAGGGUGGAGGGCAUUCAGGGGGCGGAGGCGAUGCAAGCAUCUCUACUGAGCAGGGGAGAUAAACAUGCAGAACUGUGGCGUCCGUGGUUUACAUUUAUAUCCAGGAUUCGAUAGGAUGAAUCGAGAGAGGCCUGCGGGGGGGGACCCGGGCCUUCGGGGCGAAGCCCUUAUCUCCUCUCAUAGCUAAAUACUCUACCCUUAAUCUUUUCCUUUCUUUUCUUUUCUUUUCUCUAUCACGACUCUAGUGACUACAAUCCAACCACUUUCCUUCCCAUAUACACACGCACACAACCAACUUAACAUAGACACGCCAUUGUCACAUACCCCGAGGAAAAAACAAACAAGACACACUACCAUUAGAGCUACAAAACACGGAUAUACAGUUAGAAGAGGUAGACCCACAAACAAACGCAUGGCACAAGGACAGACAAGGUAGCACGGAUAGGGUAAACAUGACUCCCCACCACCUACCACAAACACUUUACCAAAACAUAAGUUUAGCAAGUCCAUAGGUAUCUGACACGACGCAUAGCUACCUAAAAUAUACUGCAUACGACGUCAACCUUCAUAGGUUCCCACACCCACUACGAACACCCACAAAAAAGCUAGGGAGAGCUCGUGGCUGACCGAUCACGUAAUAUAAAUGCACUCUGAGGGGUAAAGACAGGAACUAUGUACUAGUUAAGCAAUAUAACCUGAAUGUUGGUUAUCUAGAUUGCCAUAAUGUUAAGUGGCAACGGAGUUGUUCUCAGGAACGAAUGUUAUGCUUGUGCCUUAUUUGAACAUAUUGCAGCAGAUACACACAGGUCGUACGUGACCUCAAUCUGCUGAACACUGAAUCGAAUAAGCUGUAUUACCAUUACUCUACCUAAUAAAAACAGAUUUACAAAAAAAAAAAAAGGAGAAAGCAUAAUGGGAACACUAUUUUAAGUGUAAUCAAAUACUGAGCAAACAAAUGCCAUGAAUCAAUGUUAAUUAUCCCCAAUGUGCAAAGGACAAGUUAUUGCAAUGCAAUGGUCGUGCCAUUGGGCAACCCAAAAAUACACAGGGAAAAGCACACAAAACAAUAGUGUGACUCUGGGAGAAUGGGGAAAAAUUAAUACAAUUCCACUUGAACGAAAAUUACACUUAAAACAAAUAAUAAACUGUUCCUGAGCUGGGGCCUCCAAAAAUAGUCUUGUGGCAUUUUAAAGAGCUAACCGUUUUCUUGUGGUGGGAAAACACAUACAUUUUGCUGUUUAAUGUAUAUAUUUACUUCAUUUCCAUUUUAAUUUUUUUUAAAUGCAGUAUUUGAUGCAUGGGUAAUGGGAAGUAGACGAGGAAUUUAUUUAUUUAUUUAUUUUUAUUUUUUUACCAAGUUGUGUGAAAGCCAAUGAUAAGAGUUUUUUCUGUUAGAAAUGGUAAGACCUCCUUAUUGUUGUAGAUUUCAUACAACCCGAGCGAUGAGGACGACAGCGAUGAUUGUGAAGGAGAAAAUCAGGAACUUGCACAAAUUGACAAAGGUAAGGUCAGGGCUGGAACAUUCAGAUACAAUACUGGGGUUUUCUGAUCUACUCUUCGUUUUUGUGGAUAUCUAUUAAAGGGACGCUAUGGUUACCAAAACAACUUUAGCUUAAUUAAGCCGUUUUAGUGUAUAGAUCAUGCCUCUGAAGUCUCACUGCUCAAUUAUCUGCCAUUAAGAAGUUACAUCACUUUGUUAAUGCAGCCCUAGCCACACCUCCCCUUGCUUUGACUGACACAACCUGCAUGAAAACAAAAUGGCUUAAUUUUCAAUCCUAACUCACUAUGGAAGUUUGUAUCUCCUACUCUGUAAAUUGAACUUUAAUGAUACACAGGAGGCUACUGCAAGGUCUAGGAAGCUAUUAGCAGUGCAGGAUAUAAGAGUUGAGCAGUGAGACUGCAGGGGCAUGAUCUACACACCAAAACUGCUUCAUUAAGGAAAAGUUGUUUUGGUGACUAAAGUGUUCCUUUAAUAUAUCGAUCUAUAAGGAGGCAUAAAUAAUGGUAAUAUUCAAACCAUGUCUUAAUUCUUUGGCUUUCUUACAUUUUUACCAAAACAUAGCUAGCAAAGCAUUUUGGAACAUGUAUCCCGACAAUUGGCAAGCCAUCACGGGUUGCUCUGCUCUAGGCAAUACUAACGCAGAAAUUGGAUGACUGCUUUUAAAAUGGGUCUUUUCUGGAACGUAUUUUCUAAACAGAAGUUGUAUGAAAAAUCUGACCAGACUAAUUUUUUAUACAAUUUGCAACUUUUUAUACAAUUUGCGACUAAUUUUUUAUACAACUUUGUAGAAUUGUAAUUAUUUGCCUUUGUUUUUCUAUCAGGUACUCUGCAUUUUGUAACUUUUUUUUUUUUUUUUUUUAAAUACAACAAUUUCAAAAAUCUGGUUUGUUUUUUUUUGUUUUUUUUUAAAUUGUAUCCCAUAAAGCGGCACUGACAUGCCAAACUUGCCUUUCCACAAUCGAUUCCUUUUCUCUCCCUCUCUUGGGAUCUGUUCUUCUUUUUUUUUUUUUUUCAUAUCUGAUCUAGUUUUCUUUAAAACCUAAAACAAAGUACGUAUUAGUUAGUCUUAUGUAUUUUUACGAUGAUUGACCAGCUCAAGUGGGUCCGAGAAAUGGUCCCACAAUACUCACCCAUUCCUCAGCGAUCUCAUGAUGCCACAAUUCACUAUCCCUGAUCGUCCUUUCAUUUAGACAGGGCGAUGGCGAAAUGACAGCAUUUCGUCCUAACAGAAUGAGAACAGUGUAGUGGACCCUGGGCAACCGGGCUGGCUGCCACUGCUAUUACUGAAUGAACUGACCCAUCUCUCUCCCAAUAACUGGACGACACAAAGUUCCAGGGGGUACCAACACAACUUCACUGACUACAUGCGACGUCAUACUUUCCCCAUGCAAGGGGUGUAUCACAGAUGAAGACAAUGUCCCCUCCCAGGGUCCUCCCCUGCCCGGGGGUUGUAUAAUGGAACCGGGACCCCAAUCCCUUGGUCCCUUGUUCCCGCCACUCAGUGUGCUAUCCCACUUCCAGGGAUUCCCCCACUUAUCCUCAGGGUUUCCCAUCUCGGUGGCCAGGGGGUCUUCAUCCCAUGAGCCUCUGUACCUGGGAGUCCCAGCGCGAGAAAGCUUACCGCCUCUGUGACUCCCAGCCACAGAGCCUGCCAAACCGCCAUUGUCCCCAAAAGUGUCCCCACCAAUCUCACGAACCCCUUCAAAUGGUAACUGCCUCCAUUCGUGGGGUCCCUGGGUGAAACCAGGCAAGGAAAGUGUCUCUGUUCUGGACACAAACGCUCCCCCUGGCCGCCACUCAUCUAUACAAACGGCGGCUGCCCAGGGAAGCUCUCAUUAAUUACUUCCCUUGCGGUUACACACUUAUGUUGUCAACUUUCUAAUUGGUUGGUGUGAACACUCCAAGGAGCACUAGGGAGGUCCCCGUUAGGGAACUGAACGGGGUGGAAAACAAUUUCACGAAUGCUCCCCCUAGAAGUCGUUCGUCUAACAAACGGGCCGCCACCCAGGGGCGGCACGCGCCGAGGCUUCCCUUGCAGGUUGUGGUUUUCACACCUUGUUACGAGGUGUGAACGUUCUAAGACAGCAUUCUAAAUGAGGGUUCUUGGUGGUCCCCGUGCGGGAGGUGAACGGAACCCGUUCGCAUUGACCCCUCGAACGGGGAGCAGGUAAAACAUACAAAUACAACACAAUACAGGGGAAAAAAACAGGGAAUAUCUCACAAAUUCACGAACAGGCAGCGGUCCCCCUACAAACAGUUUGUUCAUUCAUGUUAGGAUGACAUUUGGUACUUUUAGGUCGGUACGAAAUUUCAUUAGAAUGAAUAAAAUUUCAAUCCGUGCUGCGGCUGCAUCUUGCAGCAGCUUAGUAGACAGCUCCCUAAUUCCCAUGGUAUUGGGGAGCUGUCUACUAAAAGGCUGGAAGACCAAGAUGGGUCAUUCAGCCAACUUUACUAAUACUAAGUAAAAAUUACUAAACUAUUAGUACAUAAUCUGCCCCUACUCGCUAAAGACAAUAGGUCCCUACUCCCUGGGAGGACAAUAGGUCGUCCCCCCCCCCUCUCUUGUCACUGAGGACCCCCACCCGCCGCUCAUGGGUGGGGGCAUGGAGAGGGGAGACAAAAGGUCCCCCCCUUGUUACUUUUGGCCCACACCCGCUGCGUAUGGGUGGGGGCCAGAGGGGGGAAACAAUAGGUCCCCUCCACUUUUUACUUAGGGCCCCACCCGCCUCUCAUGGGUGGGGGCCGGGGGAGGGGGGACCGUUCCUUUGAAUAGCCUCCACUUGCGAGGCACGGGUACUAGGUCGCCGUUAAUUGAUUUGUAUGGUGGGGAGCUUAUUUUUUUUUUAGAACUGCUCACUGUUUAGUAGACAUGCCCCUACUCGUGGUAUAGCGAGUAGGGGCAUUUGGGAGAUUUUAAUCUCCCUCGUGCUAUUAUGUGGGUCAUAUUGACCCCCAUAGAGUGAGGGAGGAUAUGGGGGGCUUAGGAAGUGGCUGGGAGUACUGCUCCCUGACGCUUCUAUUUUUACAUAUUACAAGGUACUUCCCUCCUUGUAAUAAACUAAACGAACGAACACCGAUAUUUGGUGUUUGUUCGUUUUAAAUUUCUGUUCAUUUAUUUGUCUUUCUGACGAAUGAAUAGACUAAAUUCCUGUCCGAAUUUCGGACAAUAGCGGAUGCCCAAGAUUUUAACUAGGCAUGUGCUGGAAUUUCACAGUGCUAUCUAGUGUGGGCAAACAACGUGUCCCACAGGGACUUCAUCUGCCCACACAAAGGUGGCAGCACCCCUGACCUAGGUCCAGGCAAAAAAUAAAGAUGAAAAAAUAGAUAAUAUGGAGGAUUUGGGGGUGACUAGGGGGACAGUUAGAUGUAGUGGAGUCGGGAGGGGGGUUUAAAAAAACAAAACAACCAAAAUACUGGAUUCGGCCAUGACAGUGCCGCUUUAAAAGACAAAGUUUGCACUGUUGCCCCCACCAUAUUUAAUGCCUGAGGUUUUGUCAUAGUUCUACAAAUUGAAAUUGAAUUUUUUGGCUUGUGGUUUAUCUAAUGAAACAUUUUAAAAUUAAAUGAUCUCGGAGCGCUAAAUUGUAUUAUACAAGGUAUAUAAGAAUAAACCAAAUGUUACCAAUACACAAUUAAAAAUAAGUAGUAUAUUAAAUUGAUAUAUAUUAUCCAGCUACGACACUUCAGCGUGUUCCCUUCACCACACAGUAAAGAUAAUCAAAAUAAAUGUCAAGAAGUGGAGCGAUAUUUAGGUGAUCAGCCCCUAACCACAUGCAGCCAAAAUGAGAAAAUGAAGGAAUGAAUAUACUUAUACUUCUUAAUAAGUAGUAGUCACACACUCAAAGUCAUGUGUUGCAUAUGAAAAAAAGAAUUAGAAAUAAAAAUAGUGUAAAUCUGCAUAUAUAAUGUAUAAAUUGCACUUUUAUAUAUAGUGCUACUUAACAUAUAUGUUAUAUAGUAUACUUGAUGAAUUUAAUAGUAAAAUAAACAUUUAUUCACAAUAAAACAUUAAAAAUACAGAAUACAAAAUCAAUCAAAUUUGAAUAAAAAAGGUAAACAGAUAACUGCUUACUAGAAUUGAUGGUGAUGACAACUUUAGUUAAAUCAGGUGAGGUGUCGGUGUCUUAUAGUCCGGAUUGCGAGUUCAUCCACUGUGGUAGAAUCACCAUUCGAAACUCCCGGCUUCCACUCGGCUACUCGCACCUUAGGACAAUAGAGAAAGUUUGCAAUAUUUUUACAAGUGGCAAUAUACCUCUGCUACAAUGCUAUUGACUUUUUGUGUUUUUCCCUAUCUCUACAGAAUUAGGUAUUUAUACUGUGUAUUGUUAUGUUCCAAUUUUACAACUAUAAAAAAACAAAUAUGCUCAUUGUGUUCUAUUUUAAAGUGUGUGUGUGUGUGUGUGUGUGUGUGUGUGUGUAUAUAUAUAUAUAUUGCUGAUUUAAUAUAUUUUUAAAUGUAUAAAUUUGUUAAAAUAAGUUAGUGUUUUACAUAAAGUUUAUGAUGGUGCUAUGGAUUAUUAAAGUUGUCCUUUGCAACAAAAUAGCCUUCAUUAACAACGGAAAUUGCCCACUUAAUUAAACUAAUUUAGGGCUGAUUGCCCGUGCAUGGUUUGGCUAUAUGUAGAAUGUGAACUGCAUCAAUUAGAGAGACAUUCUGCCCUUUAAAAGCUUCGGGCAGCACGGAAGAAAACAGCCUCACGACGAAGCCGUCUGAGAACGGCAAAACGCGUAGACAACGUCAGCACGUACCUAAGGUGGGAGGAGCCGAGUGGAAUCCGGGAGUUUGGAAUGGUGAUUCUACCACAGUGGAUGAACUCGCAAUCCGGACUAUAAGACACCGAUACCUCACCUGAUUUAACUAAAGAGACUUCUCCCAGUGUGGGAAAGCGUGCUUGUGAGACACGGGUAAAUAUACCGUUGUCCUCACCGUCAAUUCUCGUAAGCAGUUAUCUGUUUACCUUUUUUAUUCAAAUUUGAUUGAUUUUUGUAUUCUGUAUUUUUAAUGUUUUAUUGUGAAUAAAUGUUUGUUUUACUAUUAAAUUCAUCAAGUAUACUAUAUAACAUAUAUGUUAAGUAGCACUAUAUAUAAAAGUGCAAUUUAUACAUUAUAAAUGCAGAUUUACAUUAUUUUAUUUCUAAAUCUUUUUUUCAUAUGCAACACAUGACUUUGAGCGGGUGACUACUAGUUAUUAAGAAGUAUAAGUAUAUUCAUUCCUUCAUUUUCUCAUUUUGGCUGCAUGUGGGAAGGGGCUGAUCACCUAAAUAUCGCUCCGCUUCUUGACAUUUAUUUUAAUGAAACAUUUGCUGUUAAAUACAAAAUUGUCUCCUCAUUAGAUUAUUAAAAUAUGCUAUUUAAAUGCCUGUACUGAAUAACUUCCGUACAGUUUGAGAAUAAUAUUCAUGUUAUCGAUAGAUCCUUCAGGUUAAAACCCUUUGAACUCAUAGGCUACUCUUGUCUCUUCUUUAUUUGUAUCAGAAAGAAGACGGAAUUGUAUCUUGACCCCACUGGCAACGAACCAGCAGCAGAACCAGGAAAACCAGUGCUGUAAAGUGCGUGCGCUGUUCCACCCCAUUCUUGACCGCCACAGCUCUGAGGAGGAGCUAGAACGAAUCAGUAGGGAAUUCGCCGCAGAAAAACGCAAAUGGUCGCAGGUCAGCAGACUAAGUUGCCAUAGUGACAACACAUCAUCUAGUGACGAGGAGGUGAAGCACCUUUGCGGGGUGUCCAUUAGGCCUGUAGAGCAGGCUGACGGCUUGUGUGGCAGUUCCAGUCCAGUUUUGUUCAGUGCCUCUCCACCGAAAAGACUGCAGUCACUGGCUAGAAACCCAAACUCUCGCCCUAUAAUAUUCACCAGCAUGGGGUCCAAUUUUGACCAAGGAAUGCCAUGUAAAAGACACAGACAAGGAUAUGGUGACAAGAUCAGCAGACCAAGUCUUGACUUGGAAAAGAUGCAACAGGUAGGUUACCAUUAUGUGCAAUGUCUGCAUAAUAUAUAUUUACAUUUGUAACCUGUAAAAUCGAGAUUGCCUUUUUGGCGAAAUCUCGGAUUUAUCAGCUUUCAUUAAUGUUUGUUUGUUUUUCUACAAUGCGUUACAUCAUUCCUUACAGGGUCAAUGACCCCAAACUCAGCAUCCAUAACUGCUGGGUUUAGUCCAAUUCCUGACUGCUCAGGUUAAACUGACCUGCAGUUCUCCGGUCAUUAGAGGUUAAAGAGAAGCUGUGACGAAGUAGUGUAGUUAAUCUUUUACUUUUUUUUUUUUUUAUAUGAUGGCUUUAUUUUUACUUUAUUAUUAAUUAAUAUAAUUUCACCUCUGACAUCACAACCACAGUCUACAAUGGCAGAAGUUAACUUUUACACUCCUCACUUAAACUGCGUCCGAGUAUAGACAGCUUGUGACUUGCUCUCUUGGUAGUUUGGGACAAGAUAAUUCCCAGUAAAGUCCAUGCGUCAUAAUUUGAGUUAAUAUAACAUUUGUUGCAAUGAUGGGAGGAUUCAUGGGUAAAUAAAUGAUAAAACAUAAAGGUUUGAACGUUAAUAUUUGAUGAGAUUGAUUUAAUUAUUUAAAAUGCAGGUGCCCAUUCUUCUUUGAGUUAGAAGUUAAUUGCUUUGUAACUUUUGCUUGUUGCUUAACAAUACCCUAUACCUCAAAACACUAAAACCUCAAUAUUAAAUAUAAUGGUUCCUCUUUAAACCUCUGUGGGACUGACCAGGACCCUUCUUCUACUCCCUAUACUAGUGAUGGCCAGCUCUGACAUGUUAAUAAAUAUCUGUGAAUUACAUUUUCCUAAUACCUGAAGGCUGACUGAGAAUCAUAGAAAAUAGAGUCCAGAAUCACCUGGGGUCAGAGGGGCUCUCUAAUUAGGUGGUUUAGGCGGCCGCUUGGGGCCUCGCGGCCGCCUAAACCACCUGUGGGCAGACUGUGUCAGGCCCUCGGUCAGUGACCAAGGACCUGACACCAAGAGGGGGCCUGGCGGCUUGCCCGGUAUGCCGAUGGAUGCGAGGCCCCUCCUGGCUGCCCGGCCACCAUCGCAGAUACCGGUCUGCAGCUCCGCAGUGAGCCCCCACCAUCACCCCAACCUCCCUCCCUCAUCAUCAGCCCCCACCAUCACCCCAAACUCCCUCCUUCAGCAUCACCCCCCUUCCUCACCAUCAGCCCCCACCAUCCCUUCCUCACCAUCAGCCCCAUCUCCCUCCCUCAGCUUCACCCCCCUCAUCACCUCAACCUUCCUCCCUCCUUCAGCAUCACCCCUCCGCCAUCCACCAUCACCUCAACCCCCCUCCCUCACCAUCAGCCCCCACCAUCACCCCAUUCAGCCCUCACCAUCACCAAUCACCACCCCCCCCCCCCCUCCUGUCCACCAUAACCCCAACCUCCCUCCCUCCUUCAGCAUCACCCCCUUCCUCACCAUCGGCCCCCCACCAUCACCCACCAUCACCCCUCCCUCAGCAUCAGCCCCUUCUCACCAUCAGCCCCACCAUCACCCCAACCUCCCUCCCUCCUUCAGCAUCACCCCCUGCCUCGCAUCCCCACCAUCACCCCAACCUCCCCCCUCUUUCAGCAUCCCCCCUCAGCCCACCAUCACCUCAACUUCCUCCUCACCCCGCUCCUCCCUCAGUUUUAUCCCCUCCCUCACCAUCAGCCCCCACCAUCACCUCAACCUGCCUCCCUCCUUCAGCAUCACCCUUCCUCACCAUCAGCCCCACCACCCACCCUCCGCAGCAUCAUCCACCCCUCCCGCGGCAGCUCCCCUCAGUUCACCCUCAUCCCAGCUCCCCUUCAUUCCAUCCCCCUCCCUCAGCAUCCACCUCACCAUAACCCCCCUCCUCACCAUCUCCCUCUCACCCCCCUCUCAUUUGCCCCCCCACCUCCCUCUCCCCCCCUCACCCUCACCCCCCCACCCCUCCCUCGCAUCACCCCUGCUCACAGAGACAUACAUUCACACACUCUCAGGCACAUACACAGGUAAACUGUGCAUCAAUGUGUAUAUGUGACAGUGUGCAUGUAUUGCAACUCUAUUUUUUUUCACUUUUUUGUUAGUGGGGCCUCAUGUUUGAGUUUCGCCUAAGGCCUCAUAAAGUCUAGAGCUGCCUCUGCCUGGGGUGCAAGGUGAGACCUCAUUGCCCUUAGCCACAGAUGGGAGUUGGAGUCCUGCCAGGGGAUUAUUUCUGCCUUUGCUAUGCCUGGGGUAUUUAUGGUAUGCACCGUGACAUUAUAAAAGGACUGUAGCUCAAAGCUCUGCUCCUGUAGUGAGACCUUUACCUGGUGGUCCAUCAAUUCGUGCCUCCCAACUUCUCCAUCCAGGAUCUCAGUUGGGGCUCAUGGUGACAGCCAGCUCUGUGAGUGCACAAAGUACUGUGACUGGUGAUAUGGCCUGAAACAGAGCCCUCUAGAACUUGCUACACAAUCCUGCAUGUGGUGUGUGGGAUGCAAAUUAUUGAUCAUCCCAACAUCAAUAAUUUGGUGUUUGGUAGGCGUGGAGCUUAUUCAAUACAUUGGGAGUGUGGACAACUGACAAAGAAAUUCCAAAAUGGAAAAAUGAUGAACAAUCAAUGGUUAUGGUUUUUAGCCUCAGCCUUUCUGGUCAAAAAUGUACCAUUCCACUGGCAGUUUCUGCAGCGCCCAAUUUAAUGAAUGAUCUUCUGUCUUCAACGGUGUUGAUUUAUGUAACUUAGUUUCCUGGGGCAGUACAGUGGCAAGACAUUGUAUUGUGGCGCAGAUGAGCUCAUGGCUUGUGCUAAAGACCUGUUACUCAACAGGCCUGUACAAAUAACAUAUCAUCCAUUGAGAUUUGAAGUAAGGAGAUUUCACAUAUGGGAGAGUAUUUUAUUUAUUUAUCUUUAUUGUUCUUACUGGGAAAAAAAAGAUACAAAAUUAACUGCCUAACUAUUCUUUGAGUACAAUACGUGUAUAAGGACUAGGGCUUAUAAAAUAGAUGUUUAGUAUACACACACAUGUUAGAUCUUCAUAUAUAAUGAGCAGCUAAACAUUCAUGUGACUCCUUGCAAUAUCACCAGCAAAGUUUACAGAUAAUAUAAAAGAAUGUAGCGCUUAUAUAAUAAAUAAAUGAUCACCUUUUGGUUUAGUUAGGAAGGAGUUCCCACUUUUAUCAUCAAUUUGGUGAAUAUCUAUAAGACAACCAAAUAUAGUGUAGAUAGUACAGGGUUAAAUUAUAUGGAAUUCUAAGGUAUACACACACUCACAAACAGAGCGCUGUGGACCCAGCUCUGGUAUAAAUCGCCUCUCGGUCCGUAUAGGCGACCCACCCCUACUCCAGACGAGUAUCUUGUCCUGGAGAAACACAAAUAGGCAAACGAUUGCGCAGUAUUGUCUAAAGUUAUAUGAGAAAGUACAAAAAAAAUGUAUAGGCGGUGUGCAGUUUGGGGACUGCACUCCCAUGUUGAAAUGGAUGAGAUGUGGAACCAGGAUAAAGGGUCUCAAAUAAAAUAACAUUUAUUAAUACAAUACAAAAUAAAAAAUGGCUCAAUGUCCAAUAAGAAACCGGAACAUGUUUCGCCACUGCAAUGUGGCUUCUUCAACCGUAUUAUAAAAUAGAAUGAUUCCUGGUUCACUGUCUCUGUAUAAAUACCGCCAAAAUCAGUAAUUAGGACACCCUAACUAAACCAAAGGGUGAUCAUUUAUUAUAUAAGCGCUACAUUCUUAACUAUUCUUUGAGAUUUUUUUUCAGCUAAAGUACAGGUCACAGUUUGAUGAUCUGAGGAUAUUCAUAGUGAAUAAUAAUUGCAAGAUACUAAUUAGUUUUUCAGUUCUCUCAAAAAGGAAAGUGCACACAAAAAGCAAUCUAAAUAAAAUUUCAGGGACACCUUGAGCUGCUAAAAGAUAAAACCAAAAACUCUGCUACCCAAGUCUAACUCACCCACCAAAAAAUACUUAAAGGGACACUCCAGGCACCCAGACCACUUUUGCCCAUUGGAGUGGUCUGGGUGCCAACUUCCACUACCCUUAACCCUGCAACUGUAAAUAUUGCAGUUUUUAAUAAACGGCAAUAAUUACAUUGCAGGGUUAACGUCUAUUAGACAGCCACUAGAGGGCACUUCCUGCUCCAUGGCACAUGGCGCUGUGUGAAGACCUCCAGCAUCACUCAAUUUCCCAUAGGAAAGCAUUGAAAGCAUUUUCAAUGGUUUCCUAUGGAGAGCUCUAAUGCGCAUGCGUGGCAUUGCCGCGCAUGCGCAUUAGGUUUCCUCGGCGGGCAAGAUCAGUCUCACCCACCGGCUGACGUAAAGGAAGAGGAGGAGCGGCGGCAACCCGAAACCACCACUGAGGGACAUCGGCGGGGGUCUCAAGUAAGUGACUGUAGGGGGUUUUCACCCCUUCAGCAACCGGGUAUGGCGGGUGGGAGGGAGAGGGGACCUGCAGUGCCAGGAAAACGGAUUGGUUUCCUGGCACUGCAGUGUCCCUUUAAAUUGUGUCAACCCUAUUAGCUUACCUGUCAUCUAAUAGGCCAUUCAAUUUGUUAUAACAAAACAAUACACUUAUUAACUAACGAAAAAUGCAUAAGUUAAAGUUUCACAUAUAAGAUAAGAAAAAAUGCAUAUAUCAUAAAAAAAGGAUAUUUUUAAGUCCAUAUAGCACAAUAGUUUUUUUUGUUUUGUGAACAAUAAUAAUAAUAUUGGUAUCUACUGGUGUAACCUUGUGCUGUAGCCAAUUAGGAGGAAUAAUCCAGUGUAGUGUACCACUUUUAUUGUGGAUGCUAUAACACAUAUUUAAACUUACGCAUUUAAAAUGUGAUGUUAGUAUUGGGAGACAUUUAAUUAUCUCCUUUCAUUGCCUUGGUUUGGAUUGGAAGUGAUGCCUCUCCCACUGUCUGCUUUCAGUCUCUCUUACACUCACUCUUUGAGUUUCAGCCGCUGAAGGCGAGAAAGUCUGGUUCACCGGAUGAAACGUGUAUAGCACAUUCCCAAUCUGUGGGUAGAGCCUGUCCUGUUUGUAAGAUGUACCUAGCUCAGAUGAAACUACAGGGGGGCAUAUUGACUAUCUCACUGACACAGCGCACCAAACUUUACCUAUGUGCAUGUUUCUCUAGUCCAACCCUCAACGCUACCCAACAAUCUGUCAACCGCUUGGUCCUUCACUCUCACACAAUGCUGCCUGGACUCCUCCAAUGAAGAUACAGCUCUAUGGGACUGGGGUCUGGCGCACCGCUCUACAGGACAGGGUCUGGCGCACCACUCUAUGGGACAGGGUCUAGUAUACGGCUCUAUGGGACGAGGUCUGGAUAUGUCUAGUAACUUUCUUUUUAUAUUUGCACACCGUACAUAGAAGGAAGCACACUGGGCGUCCAUUGAUUCUGUAUAUUGUUAAAGUGACAUUAAGUCCUUGAAGGCCAUUGUUUUCUCCAUGUAUUGUGCUAUCUUCUAUGAUAUUGCUGUGACUUUAUGGUCAGUGAGCCAGUUCCUAGGAUUUAGACUGUCUGGUUACUGGAAUGAAUAUACUUCCUUCCUCAUUAAACACGGUUUGAAGAUGAAACUUUUCAACGGCCCUUUGAUAUGUUUUUAUAUCCUGGACGUUUUAUCAUGUGCCAGCCCUGAGGAUAAUGCUUUACAGUUUACACAAUACCAAAACUUGUCAGUGGCAGCGAGGGGUGUAUGGCCUCGCCUUGCACACAUUAAUUUAUGUUAACGUAGGAUGAUUACAUUUCUCUCUUAGCCAAUAAUUUAAAGGCCGUACUGCUGAACUGUACUAAAAUCGGCACGGCACUGUACAAUGUAUUUGUUCUAAACUAGUACCAAUGCUGGAUGGGUGAAAUGCUUUUUAUGCAAUAAAAUACUUUCUUCGUGCAGACAAUAACCACAUUUCGGAUGUAAAGAAGGUGGAAGCAUUCACCCAAUAUCAGUGUGCAGCACCUACUACGUCCAGGGCCUCCACACUCUGCAUGGAGGCGCUGAAGUUCCCCAUAGAGAUGCAUUGAUUCAGUGUAUCUCUAUUGGGAGAUGCCGAUUGGUGCAGAGCGGCAUUUUGACGCGCAUGUGCAGUAGCCUCCCAAUGCUUUCCUAUGAGACCGUAUCGAAUUGUCUAAGAUAAUCAAGAUUGAUGUUCUCAGCCGUGGCGAGACCAGCACGGUGCUGGGAAAAAAAGGUGAGUAGAUUCACUGUUUCCAGGGCGAUUGGAGCGUGGCCAGCCACAUAAGCCCAUGCUAGUAAUUUGUAGAAAAGUCAGAUUUGACUCGGUUGUAGUGCUGGAAAGGAGGGAAGUAUGUAAUAAUCUGCUAAAACAAUUAGAAUAUAAAUAAUCUUCAUGCUUUUGGACAUGUUAUCAGUAAAAUUGAACUUGCCUGAACAUGUUAACACAAACCUAAACCUUUGCUAUGGGCUUAGAUGUUCUAUAUUCUGUUGUGUUCUAUAAAACCUUUACUGGUUUCAAGCACUCCAGCCACAGAGAGAGAAUUAAGAUAUGUAAAUAUUCUUCUCCCAUUUUAGGUUACAGGCCAGCCUAAAUUAUUUAUUUUAAAGGGGUGGGGGGGGGGGGUUCUUUUUUCAGUGCCGAGACUCACUUGGCGCGGCCGUCUGCUCUACUUCUGGUGAUGUUGUCCUGCAGGUGUUAUGUUCAUCUUCUCAUCCAAUCAAAUGCUUCUCAUGGGGAAACGCACUGAAUACUUCCCUCUAAUUCGUAUUAGAGGAUGUUUGACAUCUUCCUGCACUGCGUGAAGACAUUGAAUAAUGGCACCUGUAAUGGCUGUUAGGAAGACGGCCACUAGAGGUGUGGUUGGGGGAAGACGGCCACUAGCGGUGUGGUUGGGGGAAGACGGCCACUAGCGGUGUGGUUGGGGGAAGACGGCCGCUAGCGGUGUGGUUGGGGGAAGACGGCCGCUAGCGGUGUGGUUGGGGGAAUACGGCCGCUAGAGGUGUGUUUAGCCCUGCAAUGGAAGCAUUGCCAUAUAAUAAUAACAAAGUGUUUAACCAGGAAAGGUACAUUCAGAUAUGCUCUGGUUUCCGUGCACACUCCUCAAAAAACAGUAAUAAUUUACUUUCCAGAACUAAAAUGACAGGGACAUUCCAUGGUUUGGGUGCCUAUAGUGUCCCAUGACGUAAAUCAUUCUGUCUCUCUGGUCUAGCAGAUAUUGAUGUCCCUUUCUAUGGGAAUUUUUACUUCCAUGUUCUUGUAAUGUGUAACAUUUUUAAUAUUGAUAGUUUGUGUCUAUAUUUAAAGGGGCUCUGGAAAUAGCUGGACACCCAAUGACUUACUCCGUAUCCAGUAACCUUAGGAGUUGUCAAAUUUGUAAACCAGUUGAAAUUCCACACCUGACUAAUGGGCUCUGAAAAUUAGAACCUGCCAUUGUUACAGCCACCUCUGUGAUUAAAUAUUAACACGUGAAAUGCUCAGGAGUCUGGCCAAUAAAUGAGACCUUCCUACCAGUCACUGAGCUGCAGAGAAGUGUGUGUGUGUGUGUGUGUGUGUGUGUGUGUGUACAGAAAUAUAUAUGAAAUAUUUUUAUUUAUUUUUACUGUCCUCCUCAUUUUUCCCCCUCUUGGUUACUUCUGACUUGUUUUGUGAACCAAAUGCUGUAAAAAUACACAGAUUAGUGUACUGCAAAAUAUAGAAAUAAUAUUGGCCCACUUUUGUACUUUUGGUUCGAUUGCAUGGGUGAAAUACUUCUGAACUGAUACACCACAAGGAUCAACACCAAUGAGUUUUAUUUAUGUUAUCCAGAUGAACCUGUUCGACCGAACCAAUUUUGUAAAAAUUUUUUUUUGCCAUUAACAAAUAGUUUUGUCUCAACACUGAAUCCCCAUUAUGACAGAAGUGAAGAUUGUAUUUGUUUUGAAACAUCUCUUUAAGUACCCCUGUCAAAAUCUUCAGGUAUGCCCCUUCUCGGUCUCUCCGCUCUGCCCGUGACCUUCUCCUGUCCGCUGCUCGCACCCGUAUGGCCAACUCACGCUUGCAGGACUUCUCGCGGGCGGCUCCUUUCUUAUGGAAUCGCCUGCCUACCGCCAUCAGACUCUCCCCUAGUCUUCAAUAGUUUAAGAAGUGCCUUAAAACCAUCUCUUUAGGAAAGCUUAUGGCCUCCCAGAGUAACCUCUACCUUACAUACCUGUCUCUCGCUCUCCUAAAGGGCAGCACUCUACUCUCUCCUCCAGCUCUGCUUCACUCCCACCUUAUUUGAUUGAUAUUUCCUGUCAUUAUGUGUUUUACACCCCACCUCCUAUAGACUGGAAGCUCGUUUGAGCAGGAUCCUCUUCAACCUAUCGUCCCUGUAAGUUUUCUUGUAACUGUCCUAUUUAUAGUUAAAUCACCCCUCUCAUAAUAUUGUAAAGCGCUACAGUAUCUGUUGGCGCUAUAUAAAUGGUAGUAAUAAUUAUAAUGAAGGUCUUGCAAAACAAAUGUAAAUGUGUAAAGAAGGCCCAUCAACUCCAGAGGGGGGUGCAUUUUGGGUAAACUGUAGGGAGAGGACUUCUGGCAGGUGGGUAGGGCCAACACCAUUCCCUUGGUCCCAGAUAGCGUUGUGUCGGAGGCAAUAGCAGAAUAUAUGUACCUUGGUAUUUCACAGUACUUGGACACAUUGGGUCUGUGACAGAGUGCUCUAUACAACGGCCAUUCACAAUGGAUUCUCACUUUCCAUUUUGAAACCCCCAGUACAGUUUUCUGUAGACCACGUCACUGGUGGUAAAAUCAAACCAGGUAGAAAUGCUCAAAUGUAUUGUCCCAGAAUAGCCUUGAUUGACAAUGGAAACUUUUAGUCGAAAUCACAACUUGGCAGCGGGACGUAGUUGGGACAUAGUUGCAAUUGGGUGUAGAUUUUAUUUCUAAAAUGCCAUUAAUUACCGUUCUCUGCAUUGAUCUCCUAAAUGACAAUGUAAAACCUCCUCUAAGCUUCCCAGAGAGCCGCUUGCCUAGCCAGCAUUGUUUGUUCUGUAAGCAAACGCUAACUCUUACAUAACAUGUAUUAGAAUGUGACCGCAUCUUGGCUUAUGAUGAAAGAUUUACACUUAAGAAGAACCCAUAAUAUGCCAGGCAGAAAAACACAUUAGAUUUGGGCAACUCUUGCAGCUGUUCUCUGUAGAACGUUCAUAGCUAGGAUGUGGUCAGACUUUUUAACAAGGUGUAUUAACAAAAAACGUUCCCAUCUGCUCCGUAUUUAUAUUUAUAUUCUUGAUUUUACAUACCAUAGCAGCAGAACUUUCUGUGUUGUGUUUUAUUCACACCUUAUAUCACUAGAACAGUUUUUUACUUUUUUUUUUUUUUUUUUUAUUUUUUGACAGAAGUCGUGGCAUAUCCACUGUAAAUAGGCUUGUGCAAAAGCCAGAGCAAGGUUCAGAUGUCAGUGGUUGGUACAGAAAAAUAAUAUACAAGGCACGUCAUACUUUCACGUGUGGCAUGGUUGUUGUCUGUCAAGUUUUAUGAUUUUUAAGGAAACGAGAAAACACAAACAACAAUAAGUAACAGUGAGUUUAACAUAGUUGCGCUUCUGUAACGUGUAGAGUAGUUCAGCAGACUGAGGUACCGGAAAUCUUGGUCUAGUAGAGAGAGUUGGCUAGCGGGGGUACAGAAGGAUUUACCAGGUGGGGGGGUGGGCAGGAAGGUUUAGGAUGGUGCCUUGGUCGGUGUGUUGUCUAUUAGUUCGUUAGUCGGUUCUAUAGUUCAAGUUGUUCGUCAAUAUAGUUUUUCCAUGGUUCUCACCACUUGGAGAAGUGUAAGCAUUUUAGUAACCGCAACAACUCAGCCGGAACACAAGGAAUGCUAAACCCAGGAAGCAGAACACAAGGAAUGCUAAACCCAAAGCAAGGUAUCGGCACAGUGGAAGAGUGUCAUGCUCACUCACAUUUCUGUCUGUGUUCCUGCCUCCAAUCUCCACUCCAGUAGUCCCAAAUUCACGGAUUUGAAUGUUUUGGGGGCGUGGCUUCCAAUUUAAAGAGCCAACCUGUAAAAGGCUGGUUCACACAUAGGACUUUAUCUUGUUGUGGUUAUCUUGUUCCCAUAAGUGCUUUAUAUCUGGUUGUUCGUUUUUGUUAAUUUUGACUUCAGCUAUACUGACUAUUCUCCUAUAUUGACUCUGCUCACGUACCCCGACUAUCCUAGUACCUGGUUUCCUGACUCGACUUGUAUACCUAAUUUUCGUGAUUUCUGGCUCCCUAGAUCUUGGCUUGUUCUUGACUAUUCUCUAUCUGUCUAACGUAAAGUCUGGCCACUCUAAGGUCUGGUAUAUGUUUUUCUAUUACAUCUUUCGUGUUGGGUCUCAUUGGAGUCCUGACAAAGAGUGGGGUUAGAGGUCAGAACUUUUGGGAUACCAGAAGAGAACUGCAUAGAUUUGUGUCCUUAUAUUAGCUGAUGCUUUGGUCUUAUCUUGAUACAUUCACAAAACAUGAACUUAAACGGCUUACACAGACAUGACACUCUUGCCAUGUGUAUGUACCUCUGGCUCCACUUCCCCUAACGGACCAUUAUCUUAUCUGACCUACUUUCCAUCGUCACUAGAAGAAAACCCGAAACAUGUGCAGAGAUGAGAAAGACAAGGUCCUAACCGAUAUCAUGUCUGAAUGUGACGUGGCGUUGCGUGCCUCCAUGCAUCUCCAGGUCCUCCACUGUCCAGCCGCAGCCAUUGCAACCCUGACAAACACAGACACUGACACUUACUCACUGAGUGUGGGGAUCUUCUAUCUGGAGUUCUCAGUCUUCCUGCUCCUCGCUGCUCCCUCACUCGCGCAGUUUAGUCGUGCCGGAAUAUGACGUCAUAUUCCGGCAUCACUACGGGCGGGCGCGCGCGAGGGAGCAGCGAGGAGAGGGAAGACUGAGCUCCUCCAGCGACCUCUCAGAGUCCUGGCCGGAUACAUUUUAGCAGAGUAGGCACCUGCAAUGUGGGGAGAGUAGGUGCCUACUCUGCUUUAAAGGACCACUAUAGGCACCCAGACAACUUCAGCUUAAUGAAGUGGUCUGAGUGCCAGGUCCAGCUACGGUUAACCCUUUUUUUUUAAUAAACAUAGCAGUUUCAGAGAAACUGUUAUGUUUAUAAUAGGGUUAAUCCAGCCUCUAAAGCCUCUAGUGUUUGUCUCAUUGACAGCCGCAAGAGGCGCUUCCUCGCUUCUCUGUGAUUUUCAGUGAGAAGAUGCCAGCGUCCAUAGGAAAGCAUUGUGAAUGCUUUCCUAUGGACUGGCUGAAUGCGCGCGCAGCUCCUGACGCGCAUGCGCAUUAAGCCGAAGAGAAGGAGAAGAGGGAGGAGAGGAGGAGAGCUCCCCGCCCGGCGCUGGAGAAAGAGGUAAGUUUAACUCCUUCCUCUCCCCAGAGCCCGGCAGGAGGGGGACCCUGAGGGUGGGGGCAACCUCAGGGCACUAUAGUGGCAGAAAAACAAGUGUUUUCCUGGCACUAUAGUGUUCCUUUAACACUAAGCAUGUCUCUAACUUGUGGCUUGCCGGGUGCAAAAAUGUUCAUUGUGGGCCGCGAGUUUGACACGCUUGACGUAGAGCCUUGUACAAGCUGCUGGUGAGAAUGUUUAAACUAAAUGACUUCUCAAGGCAUCUGGCCAUGCUACUGUGUAUCUUGCCCUGGCUCUGUGUGGGAUGUGAUACAAGAGAGGAAAUUUUUUAAUUUAUUUUUUUAUUCUGGGAAAUGUGAAGGAAAAUGGGCUGUUGGAUAGAUGACUGCUUCAAGUAAAUGUUAACAAAUAUGUAACAAAUGGGUUUAUUCGCUAAACCGAAAAUUGAGGAGCAUUUUACAAGCAAGUUGCAAAGUUUAUUGCACAUUUUAGGCUAAAAGCUGAGAAAUAUUAAACUCCUUUGUCAAUGCUUUUUGUUCCAUAGUUUAGUGGAUAAACCAGACUUUCAAGCUUGAACGCUGUUUUCUACAUUUAUUUUUUUUGUUUGUUUUUUUUUUCACUGUUUUAGAUCUAAAAUGAUAAGUGUAUGUGACUGUAUGCACUAGACUUGUGUAUUGUGUAAAUGUAAAUGUUUUUUUCUGAAUUGAUUCGGUUCAGAUUUCCAAAUCUUUUCGUUGCUAAAAAAAUCCUAAUGAAAAUGUUUUGGUUCUAUUCUAACACUUAGGUCGGUCUGAUUAUUGCCAAGGAAGCCCCAAAACAACUCUCAAACUGUAAAUUAGUGAUUCAUUUGUGGUUGGUGUUGGUUUUACAGCUAAUACUUGUAGCCAUUACCACUUUAUUUGGAAUCUGGCUACAUUUUGUUUUGGAAAUCCAAAAGGCACAAAAUUGGCCAAAAUUUGUCUGAAUUUCACUUCGGACCAAACUGUAUCUCCAAAUCUAGCAUGCACUACAUAAAGUUGAAAUUACGAGUCAAAUCUUGGGAAAGCUGGAAAGGGUGCAAAUGUGAUUCCAUUUUUUGCUUUUAGUUUAGUGAAUAAUCCCCAUAUGUAUAGGGUUACUAGAUCCACCAUGUUUUCAGGGACACAUAGACUUAUUGAUGGGCAGCACUUGAAAAGGGUUGCCCUGUAGUAUGUAGAAUUCAGAAGGUGUUGUAUAAGACUAAGUAAUUUGCCAAUGAAGAAUCCUGCAGAUUAAUCUUUAUACAUGGUGCAGGGCAAAUAUUUUUGAUGUGUUUUCAUAAAUAUGACAAAAUGAUAUGUGUAAACAUGGUGGAUAUGAUAUCCCUACUUAUGGCUAAUGUUAACCUGAUUUGAGAUUAAUAUAGGACAUGGUUUUUAGUUGUACUUUCACCCAGUGAUCGGACUCUCUGUAUAUUUGUCUUUCAGAAAAUGCUGCUCAAGAAGAAUUGUGGAUCGAAGACUAGAGUAAUUAAAAUACGAGUAAGUAGCUUUCAUUGGAUCUGGUCGUACUAUUUGUAUCUGUAUUUGACCGCCUCUGAAGUUUUGCAGCUAUGCAAAGAAAACCCCAGACUAUAUCUUGUCUAAAUAAUGCACAAUUCUAAAAAGUUAUUUAUUUAUUUUUUUUAUUUUUUUUUUAAAUAAGGAAAAAAAUAAAAUAGACUAACAAAAAAUGAAUUUAAAAAAAAAGUCAGUCUAUCUGGGUUCUAAGCAUUAUGUUUGGUAAAUGCAAUCCUUUUAUUUGCUACAUUCUCAUUAUUUAUUUUUUGUGUUGAUUAUUUCUCACCCAUUUCCCUUUAAAUUGCCAUAAAAAUGUCACUUUCACACCCUCCUGACCUAUAUAAAGCAUAAUAAUGAUAUCGGUAAUAUGGUAAGUGUGGUGAUAUGUCAGCCAUCCCUGAGAAGGGUGUUUCAGGCGUCAAAAUGAACUGUAUGACGUAAUAGGUAUACGGUCCGUGUGCAUGUUAAAGGCGAUAAUCUAAGUUUGAGGACCAUCUAGAGAGAGCAAAUAAAAUGAAAAUAGUUUUUAAAUUAGAUUAUAAGGUAAAGAAAGUAUAUUACAACACAGCAGGUAAAGAAAUAGCUCCACGUAGACUUUCAAUAAUAUGUGAUGGAAUAAGCCAAGUUUUGGGGAGUUUUAGUGAGAACCAAGACUGUAGAAGUGAAAUAAUGAUUUGUACUGGCAUUGUAUGAAUAUAAAGUAAUAUUUGGAUGAAUGUUCACUUUAAAUGUUGCUUUGUUUUGCUGGGUAUUGUGACUUGUAGAUGUAUGUGGACAGGUAGCCAGCAUUCUGAUAAAAGUGCUGUUCAUUCACACACGGACAAACAGCAUGUUUCCAAGUCCGUUUAAUUCUCAGGAUCCAUCAGGCCAAGCUAGAAUGAGUAAUCUCAAACACGGAGACUUGUGCCAUGACCUUGUUUCAACCAUGUGUCGUGUUGGCUACAAGAACUGAGUGAGAAUUCUCCAGACAUUAUUUACUUUGUAAAAUUCUCUGUUUUUACGCUAGAGGGUCAGGGGACAUAACAUUUUAUCUUUAAUAUUACAACAAGGAUCCUUAUUUUGUUACAAAACACCUGUCGUUUAGAGGUGAUUGUACCCCCAUACUGCAAAUCAGGGUUAUCUUGCAUUGGACAGACCGGGCAGAUUGCUAAAUUAGCACAGUUUUCUCUGUCUGCAUUAUCUGAGCAAAACUGCCCACCCCAUGAUAAGAUGGGAAUGGGUGGGUCACUGCGGUUUUCAAGGUUAGUCGGUUUUGUUAAGAUAAUGUAUAAGUGAAGCAUCCAUAUUGUCUGAGGAGCAGAGGAGGUGCUAGGCUUUGGGUGUCGAGAGAACCACAGUUUUUGCCAUACUAUUUAAAAAUUAUUUGGCAAAAAAUAAGGCAAUGUGUUCAGAUAUUCAAAAAGGGUCCUGUUAAUUCUAGACCUUUGAGCUUAACUUCUGUAGCUGGGAAAGUAUUUAAAAGGUUAGUAAGAAGUAUUCAGGAAUUCAUUAUGAAAAACAUUAUUAGCAAUAAUCAGCAUGGUUUUAUGAAACACAGAUCAUGUCAAGCUAACCUUAUUGCAUUCUCUGAAAAAGUAAGUAGAAGUAUAGAUCAGGGUGUUGCAGUGGAUGUGAUCUAUUUGGAUUUUGCCAAGGCAUUUGAUAAGGUUCCUCAUAAUAGGUUAGCGUUAAAACUCAAAGAAAUCGGUAUAGAUGAAAAUUCUUGUUCUUGGGUAGAACUUUGGCUUAAAAAUAGAGUACAGGGAGGGAGUUGUCAUUAAUGAUACAUUUUCAAGCUGGACAAAGAGAUAAGUGGUUUCUCUUCUUUGACCCCUUCUAUUUAACAUUUUUAUAAAUGAUCUUGAAGACCGCAUUGAAAGUCAUGUUUCAGUGUUUGCAGAUGACACAAAACUGUAAAGAAAUACAAUGUGAGCAAGGUAUUACUUUGCAGCAACUGGUUUAAAAUAGAUUGAGUGACUGAGCACUCAAAUGGCAGAUUAAAUUUAAUGUACUGUAGAUAAAUACGAAGUUAUGCACUUCAGGGUAAAAAAGGCACAAGCAACUUGCAUCCUAAACGGAGAAUUGGAGAUAACACGUGAGAAGGUUUUGUGAACGGUUAUAGACCACAAACUAGGCAACAAUGUGCAAUGUCAAUCUGCAGUGGCUAAGGCCAGUAUAAUAUCGUCAUGUAUAAAAACGGGCAUUAAUUCUCGGGAUGAGAAUAUCAUUUUGCCCCUCUAAACCACUGGUAAGACCACACCAGGAAUAUGUCGUGCAAUUUUGGACACCUGUUCUAAAGAGAUAUUAUGGCACUAGAAAAAGUGCAGAAGCGGGAAUACAAAAUUAGUAAAAAGAAAUGGAUGUUUUUAGCAAUGAAGAAAAGUUAACACAUUUAAUUCUAUGUAGUUUAGAAAAACGGCGCCUCAGAGGGGAUAUGAUAACAUUAUACAAAUAUAUUUGGGGCAAUAGAAACCAUUAUUUGGAAAUUUAUUCAUAAUUAGGAAUAUACACAGGACACAAGGUCACUCACUUUGUCUGGAAGAAAGGAGAUUUUGUCUACGGCAAGGUGUGUUGUGUGUGGUGUGGUUUUUUGGGUUUUUUUUGGGGGGGGGAGGGUUUACAGUAAGAAUAAGGAUGUGAAAUUCUCUGCCUGAAGAGGUGGUUUUAUCAGUCUAUACAGAUGUUUAAACAGCAAUUUGAUAAAUACCUGCAAAAACACAAUAUACAGAGAUAUAAUUUCGAAUUUGUGGGGUAAUUGUUUCUUGAUUCAAGGAGAUAUCUGACUGUCAUUCUUGGUCAAGUAGAAAUGUUUUCUUAGUUUGUUGCACAAUUGGAAUCCCUUCUAACAGGGAAUUUGCCUUCUUUUUAAUGAACAGCAAAAACAGAUGUGAGAAAGCUUGAACUUGAUGCAUGUCUCUUUACAGCCUAUGUAACAAAGUAACUAUGUCAAUGCUUAUGGUGCUGAAAAGUUUAAACUCUUUGAAUAAAGUUUGAAACGUUUUACAACAACCAAAAAGCAUCCUGUUGAUUCAAGUUAUGAGACCAAUCCUCGCCUAUUCCCUCAUGUAGUUUCACAGGGGGAAUUUUAUUCUUAAAAACUUGCUAAAACGCCAUAAUACAUAGUGUUCCCAAAGAGCAUUCAUAUAAAUCUCAAUCACACGUGUCAAAGGGAUAUGCUCAUUAAGAAACAGGGGUGAGGUGUGAGAGGACAGACUAGAGAGGAAAAUCAGUCUGGCAGCAUACAUUAGACAGUAGCGGGGUCAUACGGCUUUUGGGAGGACCAAUCCAUACAGGAAAUUACUAAAGCAUGGACAAGCUCUUUGGUAGCAUCUUGUGUAAGAAAGGGGCAGAUGCAGGCUAUGUUUUUAAGUUGGAAUCUACAGAAUUUGGCAACAUACUGAAUGUGAGGCUCAAAGUAUGACGCCAAGACAGCACACUUGCAAGGAUGGACUGAUGUGGCUGCCACUAACUUGAAGGGAGAGCGAAAGAGGAUCAGUAUUAGGAGGAGGAAAGACAAGGAGCUUGGUUUUAGAGAGACUGAGUUUCAGAAAGUGGGAGGGCAUCCAGUCAGAGAUGGAAGAAAGGCAAGCAGUGACACGUUGCAGGACGGCAGGGGAGAGGUCCGGGGAGGAGAGUUAUAUCUGGUUGUCAUCAGCGUACAGGUGGUAGUGGAAUCCAAAUGAGGUAAUAGGUUUGACAAGAGAGGCAGUAUAAAGAGAAAAUAGAAGAGCACCAAGGACAGAGCCCUGAGGGACUCCAACCAAGACAGAACGAAGGGAUGAGGUAUCAUUAGAAAAGGAGACACUGAAUGAGCAUUGGGGGGAGAGAGAAGGAAAACCAAGAGAGGACAGAGUCACAGAGGCCGCGUGAUUAAAGUGUUUGAAGAAGGAGAACAUGAUCAACGGUGUCAAAGGCCUCAGAGAGGUCAAGAAGAAUUAGUAUGGAGUAGUGGCCUUUGGAUUUAGCUGCAUAUAGAUCGUUAGUAACUUUCAUAAGAGCAGUCUCAGUAGAGUGGAGAGGGCGGAAGCCAGAUUGAAGAGGGUCAAGGAGAGAGUUGGAAUUGAGGAAGUGAGACACACGGGUACAGACUAGUCUUUCCAGGCAAUUUUGAGGGAAAAGGGAGCAGUGAUAGCCUGGUCAAUGGAAGAAGUACAUCUGUGGUGUGCACGGCAGCUAUACUCCAUAACAUACCAGAGUGGUAAAGAAAGCUAAAUGCAUCCUUGAUUACAUUGUUUUAUAUGUUUAACGCUUAUUAUAUAAUGCAAUGUAGUUGCCAAGUCCAGAAUUUCAACAGCAUCUGGUAAAACAAAAGUUGGCUAUACCAACUUGGCAAAUGUACUCCUCUCCAAUUUACAGAAAGAUUAUUUGGCACUCAAGACCAGCCUGAACUCUGCAAAGUCAAGGGCUGCUCAAUUUAAGUUUCACUGGACAGUUUAUAAAGCUGAAAUCAAAUAACUGCAACUGGAGGUAUAGAACCCUGCACAGUCCCUUUAAAUCUUGUGCAUCAACUUCAGCUGAACCUUGUGAUGUUCCUACAAAUUCAGCAGGGAUUUAGAUAAUUCUGCUGUUUGUUGUAAUAUGAAUGCCACUUCCACUUCGCAGGAUUCCUGAAUACAAAUUGAGCAUUAAAUCAAACACUUCAUAUCCAUUCCUGAAAUUUCUUCACAUUUUAACAAACACUCGAACAGCUCACAACAGAUAAAACUAUAAAAAUGUACUCUUAACACUUUGAAUGCCACAUGGCUUCUUACAGGCCUAGCUGGUAGACGAACUCAGUGAGCAAUAUGGCAUUAUAGUUUAGAGACUGGAUUGCCAUCUUUGAUAAGCUCUUGCAAUCUUUGGCUUUGGCAUUCAUUUAAAUGUUUGAAAAAGUAAAGUAAACAAUAUCGAUACGGGAUACAGAACUUAUUGAUCUAAAAAUAAGAAAUGAAUGCCAUGCGUUUCCUUUUUAGCUGUGCUCUUAAAUAGUCUUUUUAUUUUGUCUCUUCGCAGUUGUGGUGUAGUGAACUUUCGGCAACUGAGUUUGUGUCUCAGCUAGUGCUUGACAGAGGACUUUGGUUUAAAUGUUUUAUUUUUUUUAAUGUUUAAAGGAUGUUUGUGAUUUAUAAAGGACAUAACGAUGUGAGCUUGUUUGCCCUUGAAGUGUUUUUAAUGUGCGUACUAUUAGGUAUAGUAGAAGGUCGGCGUACUUAGUUGUGCCCAUCUGGUGUAGACAUUCCUUUGGUUUAUUGGUGGCAUUGAAUAAUACCGUUUUCCCUUGCUUUGCUUUGGUUAUCACUACAUAUGAACUUUGACCUGUAUAAUAUUUCAUAUCUUGACCUCCGUUUCAUUAAAUGAGCCCAGCGAGCUAGGGUGCAGGUGAGUGGCUAUUUAUUUUUAGAAGCUUCUCAUAUUCCGGAUCGUUCUCUGAAUGUAUUCUGCUGGAUCCACCGGCAGGACAGAAGCCAGUCAAACAGACUGUUUCAAUAUUGGGGAAAGAUCAAGAUGUUAUGAGAUUUAAUGGAAGAUGUCAUACAACACCCGAGCAUGUCAUCUGUCUGAUUAGCUGACUCUUCCGUAAAUCGUGCCAUUACAGGGUGUUUGUAAAAGAAAAUGUAAAACUUCAGAACCCAGUUCUUCGGUCAUUACUAUGUAGCAUUCUGCCGCAACUUCGUGAAACCUGAGCCGUAUAGGUGAUGUUCCCGGAAACUAUUUUACAAACUAUAGGAAUCAAAUACUUCUUGGGAACAGAUAAAGUGUUCAUCUUGUAUUAAAAACGGCUGUUUUAAAUUGUUUUCUUAAAUAAUUAAUACAGUAAAUAUAUAGCCAGCUGCUAGCCUCCAUUUUACAUUAAACAUAUGUUAACUCCUCUGCCUACAGCAAGUUUCACUGAGCCAUUAUCACCCGAGCACAGCCACGCAGCUGUCACAAUGGGAGUGUGCAUAUUCUCAUUAUCAUAAAAAAAAUAAAUGAAAAUGUUGGCAAGUUUGUAAUAUGGAAGAUUUUUUUAAAUUUUUUUUUUUUAAAUUUUUUUUUUUAUUCUGCUUUUCCCCUUAAAGUUGGUAGUUAUUAAAGGACCACUAUAGUGCCCUGAGGGUGCCCCCACCCUCAGGGUCCCACUCCCGCAGGGCUGGAUGGAGAGGAAAGGGUUAAAUCUUUCCUUUUUUCCAGCGCCGGGCGGGGAGCUUUCCUCCUCCUCCCUCUUCUCCUCCUCUUCGGCUGAAUGCGCAUGCGCGGCAGGAGCUGCACGCGCAUUCAGCCAGUCCAUAGGAAAGCAUUCACAAUGCUUUCCUAUGGACGCUGGCAUCUUCUCAUUGUGAAAAUCACACUGAGAAGCAAGGAAGCGCCUCUAGCGGCUGUCAAUGAGACAGCCACUAGAGGCUGGAUUAACCAUAUUAUCAUUAUAGUUUCUCUGAAACUGCUAUGUUUAAAAAAGGGGGUUAAACCUAGCUGGACCUGGCACCCAGACCACUUCAUUAAGCUGAUAUAGCUUGCAAAACCUGCAGGUGUCUUGUCUGCAGCCUUUACAAGCCCUCCCCCUUCUAACCCCACCCAGACUUUCUGUGGCUGUCCAAUCACAUACUUCUCAAUGCAUUUAAUGAGAAGUCUCUGUAAGAGGUUUGCUCUGGGUAACUGCUGCCUCUUGAGUUUAUCUCCACUGAGCUAAACAACCAGGAAGAAACUGGAACGGUUGUUUGACAGCGAGGAUGUGUAACAAGGUUAAUUGAUGAUUUUCCAAUUUCUAUUAAAAUCUACACUUUUUGUAAAAUGGGAAAACAAGAGGUCACACAUAAAGCACUUAAGCAAGCUACAGUGAUUUAGGUGUCUGGAGUAACAUUAAAGGGGGCCCCCAAUCACCAUGACCACUUCUGCUUUUUGAUGUGGUGGUAGGUGUUUGUAUGUACAGUGUUAUAGCUUAAAAAAUUACACAUACAGAGCUCAGUUUAAUUGUGUGCUGGGGGCUAGUUGCACCACUCACACGUGAUAUUAACAUUUCUGGAUAUCUGGGCUCACAGUGUCAAUUCUGUGCACAAAUAAAUCUGUCAGUGCGCUCUGCAGGCUGCCAACAGAUAUGAAAGUCUGUGUGGGCCCCUCUCGCCUGCCUCCGUUUAUUUGUUUGUUUUUGUUAAUUUAAUUAUCAGAAUUCCCUUCUAAAAUCCCAGCCACCUCACUAACCUCGCCAGGUAAGAUUGCGUUCUGAAACGGUCCAAUCACAAUCUUCUCUAUGAGGAGUGACCUCAGGAGGGGGUUUGGAAGAUAAGAAAUGUGGGCUCUGCCUGAUGCUGGAUUAAGGUGAGUAAGACUUUUUUUGCAGAUACAUGUAGUUUAUGGACACCACCACCACGCUUGCUGGCUAUCUGGAAUUUGGUGAGACUGGCAUGAUUUGGGGUAUUUCAAUGUCUCCACAUCUGGGGACACCAGAGAAAAGUCCCAUAUAAAUCAUGUUCUCUAGCAGGAUGCUUGUUUAAUGCUUGUAAUAUGACAGUGCUUAAUCAGCGCUUUGUGGACAGGCAUCCUGAAUCGCUGUCGGGCCAAUAAACAUGGCGCCCUAGCAUUCAGGGAUCACUCAUCCCCUUCACACCCAUGAGCAUCACCAUGAUGUGAAUUACACUGAUCCCCUUGCUAGACCUACUUGACUCCUUUCUGUCUUAGCUAAUCCUCGCCAUUGUUGGCAAGUAUAAAACCAGGCUCGACAAUUGACCAAUCUCUAGGCAGAUCCUGACAGAAUUAUUAGAAAUUUUAAACAAGUAUCGGUGGACUGAAAAGUGGUUUCAACAGAAAACAUUGAGCCAAAAGCAGAAACUCAAUUUAAGCAUUCAUGGAGUCAGUAGGAGGAUUUAAAGCUAUACUGUGUGUGAUCAAGGGCUCUGGAAAGCAAUUCAGCUGGCCUUUUCGAACCUCAUGCACACCAACCAUGGCUGGGAGCUCUGACUAUGCAAAAUAUUUCAACCACUUCCUAUUUGACACAUUGAAACCUUAAACCGUCUGAUAACGUCGGCCUUGAGUAACUAUUUAAGUGCAUUCUUCUUCUGAUUUCACCUUAUAUCGCCUGUGUAAAGAGAGGCCCAUGAAGUGAAAUGUUUUUUUUGUUUUUUGUUAUUUCUUCAAAAUCAUUUACAAUCUGAACAGUUUAGAAAAAAUAAAAGAAUUCAAAACCUUUGAAAUCAUAAAAACACACCAAGGAUUUGUCAGCCAAGGUCACACUUUUAUUGAAUAUGCAAUUAUCUUCAGAAUAUGAAUCUUAGCAUUUAUUAUUCAAUGAACUUCAGGCUAUUGAGAGGAAGAGGAAAUUGUUAUCAGAAGCAAAACUGUGUUUAAAAAGUGUGUAUUCCCUUACUGUAUAAUAUAAAUGACAAUGUUUAAAAGGGACAUUGUGACCGCUGAGGGAAAACAUGAUUUAAAAAAGCCCAGAUAUUAAUCUUUCCACAUACGUUCUUGUUUGGUGCACAGGAGGUUAAAAGCCCUGGUAUCACCCUUCGCAUUGGUAAAUAUUUCUGCCGUCUUCAUCAAACUGAAAAUAAAGAUCCCUCCCAUGGCAACGCAUUGAAGUGUAUUUUAUACCUUCCUCUGACUCAUUGUGUUUCUCUAUAUAUAAGUUUACAGAGGAUAUAGCUGUGUACAACAUAGGAGACUGGUCUGAGCUCUGAUCUGAUUAGCGGGCGUUGGACCUUAUAUCAUGUUAAAUAAGAACAUGCCUAUUCUAGGCUGCUCUUAUCUGCAAAUUAGAAGAAAUGUGUCUGAGUGCCAGCGUUUCAUUUAUUAUUUUUUCUGCAGUCUUUUCCUGUCUUAAAUCUCCAGUCUCUGCUCAUUAGAAAGAAGUGGACUUUUUUCCUCCUUAAGACAACAGAUCCUUUGAAUCUGAGGCCAGGGAGUUUGUUUGGAGAUAUUUCAUUUGCCGUUUAUUUUUAAGUAGGUUUGUUUAAUGUGAAUUGCUAAAGAGUCUCUUGAAGUGCUGCCCUUUAACUAGUCAGUCUAGGACACAGUUAUCUCAAGCCACCCCCUAGAUGGUCAAAAUCUGACCGUUACCCAACUAUGUAUCCACAGAGGAUAAUGCAUAGCAUAGGGGGCACCACAGGUACUCCGUGUCAGAGCUCUGGAAGGUUGAACGAGUUUGGGCAGAAGACUUUGAUAGAUGCAUAUUCCAACAUUUCAAAUAGACAAAGAGGGACACUUUUUUUUUUUUUUUUUGUCCCUUUUUGCCUUAUCGCUUGCAUUUUUAGUGUAUAUAAUUGUAUUACAGAAUUCCACAGUAAAACGUGCAGAAUGGAUUAAUAACAAAGCUCCACUACAGUAAAACUCACCAUAAUGGGCAGUGUGUAUGAGUGUCAGAGCUCCACAACCAUAAAACCCACUAUAACGGGCACUAUGUAUGAGUGUCUCACAGAGCUCCACAGAAUUUAAACCUUGUGUACCCAGAUUCUAUUUAAUAGUCCCGAAUUGGUGUCCUUUUAUGCUGUCUCCGGUUUAUUUACAGCUCGGUCUGUAAAAAUUAAAUACACUACACAGACCAUAUGACAGCACACUGGGCUACAGUGAGUGGGCAGGCUUUCCCUGCUGCAUUACCAGUGACAUCUCUGACAACCCCCCACUCACCAAGGGGACCAUUCCCCUCCGAUGUUCAUAUCCCCAUUGUUGGCAAAUAUGCAUUAUUACAGAGCCUUACAGGGGACGUUUUAUUAUAAAAGCUGGUUUCACCAGCUCCUUACUGAUCUAGCCGUGUGCACUUUGCAAAUUGCAGCCAGUGUGCCUCCUAGGCCGGUCGGGCACACUCUAACAGGAGCUGUCAGUAGAAGCACUGUUUUAGUAACUACCACUGUUCUGUAUUGUGGUGCAGUAUACUUGGCUGCCUUCUCCAUUUCUGACCAUUACAAUCUUUGUUUAGUAAGUGUAUCUCUUGAAGGCUGCGCAUGGCCGACUCCCAGAAAGCAUUUUUAUGUGAGUAAUGUUUAGUCGAGGUCACUUUGUAUCAGUCCUAAGCAACUUUUAGGUUUUCUAACUUAACGUGCAAUAGCUGCAGAUUGCGGCUUUUUUUUCUGUAGCCGGACACCUUACGUCAGAGGUCUCUCAUCUAGCAAAGUGUGAAUCUCUAGCAAAAGGGUUACUAUUCAUAAACUUUUUUUUUUUUUUACUAAAGUGCAACUUUCAAAACUCUUGGCCAGCUGGCGGAAUUUCAGUAAACUGUUGCUACAUUUUGGUUCACUGUUGCCAACUGCCAAGGUUCAGUAUGAUUGAGGGUGAUGGUAUUCAACCAAAAGGUCCACUCAGGGAUACAAAGUUGUUAUAGGAACAUUUCAUUUUCCCUUUUCAAGUCUGUAUGAGUUUUGAUAAAUAGCUGUGAUUCUGUAUGUACCAUCUGUCAUUUCACAUGGAUUUGCUAUUGCUAGCAUGGCUCUGUUUGUGUGACGCAGUGCUCCGGAGAGUAGGUAUUGGAUAGUGUAUUCAAGCAUGCACCCAUGAACGCACUCCUUGUAUUCUCUCAUACCCGGUUAAAUCACUGCAACAUGACACCAAUGGAAGUUGUGAGUUUCCAUGUGAAACUGUGCUCAGAACUUUGUAUUCCCUGAGAAGUGGAAGAAAUUGUGGCUACAUGUGUAAUACUUCAGACAAAACAGUAGAAAAGGGUAAAAGUGGAUUGAUUACUUUGUGAGAAUAGACAGAAGUGCAAUAUUCACAUUAACUGAGAACCUCAAUGUAGACAGUGCCAGGGCAGUUUGGACCUGGGUGCCCAUCACUAUGAGCACUAACCGCAGGCGUGAAAUGUGAUAUGUUCUGAGUGCUGCCCUUCAAUGCUUUACCACCUGUGUAUUCUCCUGGGAUGGGAAUUUUAUAUAAAAACAUUAUUAUACGAGAAGACUAGGAGUGCUUUUAAAACAAAUCUAUUGUGUUCUUUGUUCAGGUUGUCUUUGGGCCCUAUAAAUGGCACCUCCUUGUAGUCAAUGAUGGAGUGCCAGGAUACCCUAUGUUGGUUAUUCCAUGCAAUUUACAAAUAAGGAGAGCCGUAUUUAUAGCGACAUGCUUUUAUGCUUUAACACUAAUACAAUACAACUGAAGUCUUUUUAGUGUAUAGAUGCCAUUUAGGAGUUAAAUCAUUUUGUUUAUAGAGCCCUGGUCACACCUCCCUGCAUGUGACUUGCACAGCAUUCAUAAACACUUCAUGUAAAGUGAGAUCUAAUGUCUACAUGUUAUUGUAAAUUCUAUUUGAUUUAGAAUUUUUUAUCUCCAGCACUGUUAAUAGCCUUGUUCAAUUUACAGAGCAGGAGAUAAAAACUUUUCAAGUAAGUUAACAUCUGAUUGAAAUUGAAACUUCUUUUAUGCAGGCAGUGUCAGUUACAGUCAGGGGAGUAGUGUCCUGGGGCUGCAUAAACAGAAACAAAAGUGAUUUAAGUUCUAAAUGGCACAGAAUUGAUCACUGACACAAAGGUAUUUUGGUGCCUAUAGUAUCCCUUUAACAGAGAAGUUAAAAGUCCACCUACAUGUUCCACCCAUGAGUUCGCUCACAGGGAGUGGAGUGUGUAGGGGAUGUGUUAUGUGUUAUUGUAGAGGAUCCAAUGUGUGUGCUUAUGGAAUGUAGUGUAUAGGGAUACCAGUUUGUGCAGGUGAUGUAGUGUGUUUGUAGUGGAGGCAGUGUGUGUUUGUGUAUAAGUGAUGUAUUGUGUGAAUCUGUGUUUGUAUGCAUAAGGAAUGCAAGGUGUGUGUCUGUAGUGUGUGCAUUGAGUGUGUGUAUGAAAUGCAUUGUUUCUGUGUAUAUGUAAGAGAAGCACUGUGUGUGUUUGCAUUUGUGUGUUUCUGUGUAUGUGUGCAAAGGAUGCAUUGUCUUUGUGUGUAAUGGAUGCAUUGUGUGUUUCUGUGUGUGUAGGGAUGCAUUGUGUGUUUGUGUAUGUAUAGGGAUGCAUUGUGUGUGUGUGUGUGCGCGUAGUGUGAAAGAGCUCCCUGUCCUGCCCCCUGUCCUAUAGAGCUCUCCCCUGCCCCUUAGUGGUCUCUCCCCCCCCUUCCCUAGCAGUCACUUCUCACCCACCCACCCUCCCUGUGCUCUUCUCAUCCCCCCCCCCCAAACCUCCGGUAUUCUUUUCAGCCCCCUCCCUCCCUGUGUUCUUCUCACUCCCCCCCAUGUGUUCUCCUCACCUCCCCCCAUGUGUUCUACUCACUCCCUCCACCCUCCCUGUGUUCUUCUCACUCCCCCACCCUCCCUGUGUUCUUCUCACCUCCCCCUCCGUGUUCUCCUCAUCUCCCUUUCUCUCCCCUCCUCCCUGUGUCCUUCUUACUCUUCCCCCUCCUCUCUGUGUUCUUCUUACUCCCCCUGUUCUUCUUAACCCCCCAUUCUUCUUAAUCCCCCCGUUCUUCUUAAUUCCCCCAACCCCCCUGUUCUUCUUAAUCUCCCCACCCCCCUGUUCUUCUUAAUCCCUGCACCUCUCCCCCUUCUUCUAAUCCCUCCCCCCUUCUUCUUAAUCCCUCCCCCCUUCUUCUUAAUUCCCCUUCUUCUUAAUUCCCCUCCUCCCCUUCUUCUUAAUUUCCCCCCCCCCCUUCUUAAUUCCCCUCCCCUUCUUCUUAAUCCCCCCUUCUUCUUAAUUCCCCUUCCCUUCUUCUUAAUCUCCCCACCCCCUGUUCUUCUUAAUCCCCCCACCUCUCCCCUUCUGCUUAAUCCCCCCCCUUCUUCUUAAUCCCCCACCCCUCCUUCUUAAUUCCCCCCUCCCUUCUUCUUUCCCAAUUCCCCCCUUCUUCUUAAUUCCCCCCCUUCUUCUUAAUUUUCCCCCCUCCCCUGUAGCGUGGCCGAGCUGCUCCGCUGUCCACGGUGCCGGCCGGACUGAUAGGAAGGUGCACGCUGAGUGUGCAGUUCCUGUCAGUCCGACCGGUUACAGGACACAGAAACUCCUGUUCCGCGCGGAGUUUCUGUUUCCUGUAACCGGCCGAACUGACAGGAAGUGCACACUCCUUCCUAUCAGUCCGGCCGGCACCGCGGACAGCGGAGCAGCUCGGCCACGCUACAGGGGAGGGGAGGAGCAGCCGCCUGAGGCUCUUCACAGAGCGCUCAGGCGGCUGCAGCAUUUAAAGGGCCCGCUCUGCAGCGGCCGGUCCCAACAGAAUUUAGGGUGGCCGGGGGGGCAAUUGCCUCCCUGCCCCCCGGCCCAGCCCGUCCCUGGUAUAUACUAGAGUAUAAGCCCCACUCGGCUUAUACUCGGGUCAGUGUCUAUAUUAUGGCAACUUACAUUGCCAUAAUGCGGUCCUGUUGGGGGCUGGCUGCAAGCUCUUACUUACCUUUGUAGCAGCUCAUUAAGGUUACUGGAUUUAUUCUAGAUAUUGUAGCCCUUUCACCCCUUUUUUGAUUAACUCUUAUUCUUUUUAUUAAGUUUGAAAGACCCAUUCGAUAUACUGAUGUGUUCUAUCUGUAUAAUUAUACUACAUGAUUACUGCACUUCUAGUCUUGUUUAUUACAGUGAGUUUAUAGUGACAGUCUUCUGUACCUUAGUAACAUUUAUUCUGCACAGUGAUUCUUUCGUCCUGUUAUACAUAGAGACUAAUACAUUAAACAGGAGCAUUUAACUCCUUUCAGUGGGUUCCCUCGCAUUGUAUUUAAAUUAAACUUAGACAUAGUUCAUAUUUAUUGUAACAGAUUCUAUUGAAUUUUACUGACAAUUUAUUUUACACUUCAUUUCUGACAUGUAAGAAUCAGUACAUUUAAUUAGUUGUCAGCUUGUAUCAAGGGGUUCCCAUGUACUGUAUCUAUUUUUGAUCUAUAGAUACUAUUAGUCAUUUACUCUCCUUAUUGACUUAUCGAUCUAUUUUUUUUCAUUCAUUUUUAUUAUAUAUAAUUUUUGUGUGUAUUUGUAUGUUUGCUCUUUGUUCUGACUGCCGUAAUUGACUUUUUAUUAGUCAGGCAGCCAUAGCUGGGGUUUUUUCAGAUUUAUGUCUCCUAUUUACAAAAUAAAGAAUCUUCUAGACUUUUAACAGUUCGUGUGUAUCUAACAUUAGCAUUAGGAACAGAUCGCUUUCUUUCUUUAUAGGUAAAGGUAGUUACAACUCUCUCUGCCUUCCUUGUGACACUUCCCAUCGAGUGCAGCAAACAGAGCAAAGCUUUGCUGUAGAAAAAAAAACAAGUUAGAUUGGCCAGUGUUUCCUUUUUCAUCAUCUUCAUCAUCUGUUUCCCUACCUACAGUCCCCAGCCGGGGAACAAAUGCCUUAUGCUGCUUUCUGGAAUUGUAAACAACUGCAUCUCUGGGGUUGACGCCAGCGCAGUCUGCGGAAAUGGCAUAAUAACACUUCACACAGCCUGAGACCAGGGACACAUUUGUAAUCUGUGUCGGUUAACAAGAUAAUGCUCUUGUAGAACUGACACAGUCAGAGAAUUCCCUUGACGUUACCUUAAAUGCUUUCAUGUGCGCCAACACUGAAUGGAGUAAAUGUGCUAUCUUAAUUUAUCUGGGAUGUGGUUUCAGCUUUAUCUAUCCUAUAUGAAACAUACUGGGUUUCACCUGCAGUCUCUAAGUUUGGUUGCGGAGACCCUAGACGAAGCCCGUCUUCUCCAAGGGGUGGAGUUGUGGCAGUAUACACUCUUCCUCAGUGAAAUAACAGGUGCACUUAAACAGGGCCCUCAACGGUUCUUUUUCAGGUCUAACUCUUACCACAUAAAAGUACUGUAUUUUGGGUACAAUCCUGAAUUUGGGCCUCUGUUCUGCCAUUCUGAGUCUGUUCUCUGAUGUUCCACUUCUGGGGGGAGUAUAAAAAAAAAGUCCGUAUAUAGUGCAAAGUGAGCACACCGUUAAUUGUUUGAGCUGUGUGGAAAUUAACUCUGGGGAUUCUGUCCAUAUCCACGCACAGCACAUGGACUAGCGAACAUGAUUACCUGGCAUGUAUGCCAUGCCGACACACACCCAAACAGUUACUCCUAACAAAAAAUUUUUUUUAAAAAAAUCUUACACCUGGUCCUGCUAACUUCUGUCUUGUGAAUAGACUGUGAAUAGUGAAUAGACUGUAUAAACCUCAUAAUAGCUGCUGGAGAGUGUGGAUCAUCUGCAGAUAUUCGUAAAGACGCAUCCCACUCUGGCGCUGUGGGUGUGGCCUCCCGAGAGGUUGCGUCAGCCAGCCACUCAUGGUUGGGUGUACCUAUAGUGACAGCUACAAAUGAACUAAUCUGCCAUAGGCAGAUUAUAGGCCGCUCUCACUUUAACUUUUGCCCUCACAGGGCCAUUCAGAAGUUGAAAUCCAAAAGGCAAAAUUUGAAAUUACAAUUUCCAUGCUGUUGGAGAAUUUUUUGAAUUAGCUAGUUUCACCCCCAUUUUGCCAUUAGGAUUUCAAUUCACUACAAUUGAACAUUUUAUUGAAUAACCCGGUCGGCACACCAACACUCAAAGGGUUACAGUUGUAUUCGUUAGUUAAAGCUGCUGGCCAGGAAGCCUUUUUUGUCUCAAAUUGCAGGUUUGUCCUUUAACAUCAAACGCCCCCAGCACCCAGGAUACUUCAAUGGAAUUGUUUUGUGGCUCUGCCAAACAGCUUUAUGGCAGGGACUUCAAAAAACACAGCGAUUAAUUGAAGUCCAUUUAUUAAAGGCAAUGCUUCCAGCAGCCUGUUUGCCACGGUAUCUGGAUUGCCUGUGUGCAAUGCACAUGGAGGAGUACAAUAAAGAUUUGUCUCAGAGACACUGAUGGGAAUAUUUAUUGUUUGGUCUUUGAAGAUGAAGUAAAACAGUUGAUUCAGCAUAAGCAAAUCUGUAACUAGAUCGCUGGCUCCAAGCGAGCCUAUCAUGCCAAUCAGUGUUACCCAGGUCAGGAGCUGCAGAUGGAGCAUGAACCCUUUUGGGGUUUAUUUACUAAAUGUUGAAUUGUGGAGGACUUUUCAAGGAGUCAGACAUUUAAAAGGUGUUGCCUCAUUGUUACUCACCUGUAAACGAAUACCUCGUCAUGUUGAUCUGAUUUUGCUAAAUUAACGCCAAAUGACCAAAGUUGUGUAUUUUGUCAUCGCAUACUGCAACUCGCUACUUAGUGGAUAAACCCUAAAGUCUUUACGGUUCUGGGGUACAGGUUCAGCUGGUGAGUGCUGCAUCUUGGGAUCCGUGAGAAGCACUGGGAAUCUCCAAUAAUCUUCAUAAUUCGUCUUUAUAGCGGGGAACCACCGUUCUUCCUGUGUCAUUGUUAACACUUUCACUGGUUUGAUUGUCACUGUUUGCAACCCAGAUACUAAAAAAAAAAUAAAAAAUAGAUUCCACGUGGCUGGCUGAGCAUUGUGUGGUUUACAGUCCACUGAUUGACUUUUCCCUGUUUGAAUGGGUAAGCUGGAGAGGUAACCGUUCGUGCUCUGGAUUUUGUUAAAAGGAAGUGAUGCCCUUGAAAUGGGGGCUGGAUGUGUUGGCAGAUUAUUUUCAGACACUGAUCGCUGCCAAUAUAAAUUUCCACCUAUACUACAAUACCAGUUUUGUUGGCGACACCGCAGUUACAUUUUGCCGGAGUUACUUGGUAACACUUGUGCCAAGCACUCUGGGAGAACGUGGCACACUACUGUAUUAGGAUCUUACUGUUGUGGUGCCAAUAUCUGUGUGUGCUAUUUUGCUGUAAUCUUGACUUUUUUUUCCAUCUUUGUAUAAAACCUGCAUAUAAAAUCAGUCCAAUUGCUGUAUUUUCCAUAUAUUACCCAUCUCUUUCUGUGUGUGUGUGCAUAUACGAGAAAAUGACAACUUGUCAAAAUAACAAAAUAAAAAUCCAGUGGUUUCAGACCAUGAAUAAUGGGGAAAAAAAUACAUAUUCAUUUUUAACACAAUACUAAUGUUUUAACUUGGAUUAUGGUCUCGGUCUGGUGGUUCUCCAUCCCCACUUUGACCUGGCUGUGUGGCAUAAAGCAUUGUCAUGUUGGCAAAAAUAAUCCUCAGAGUUGGGGAACAUUGUCAGAGUAGAAGAAAGCAAGUUUUCUCCCAAGAUAAUCAUGUGAGUUAUGCAUCCUUCACAAAGAUGCCCCUUCAGCCCUGCUGAAGCUCCUCCAAAGUCCAAACUGUGGCGGAACCAGCCUCGCCACUGGGCAUUGGAGAAGACUGAUUGCCAGCCUCCUGCCCUGUGACUAUGGCCCCAUGUUGAAAUGCUGGAUUUUCCCCUGCAAAGACCUGAAAGCCGGGUCAUUCGGUACUUUCCCUAUGUGAGCAGUGUUACCCCAGAUAGCUAUGCCAUGGAGCCCAUUCGUAUAACGAAAAACUAUGUGAAAGACUUUGGCUCCAUGGCAAUUGAACUGUAUGUGUGUGCUCUGAGCGCCAUUCAGUAAUAAUUUGCGCUCAGAUCUAAGCUAUCUGGGGAUAUGUUGAAUGUACCUAUUUUAUGCAAUCGCUGCACAGUUAUAUAUUUUUAUGUAUUUUAUUGUAUUUUGCUACCAUGUGGCUAAUGGAGUUUUGCCUCUGUCCUUGGAGAUAAUUGGAUUACUUCCCAAUUAUCUCCAGGAUAGAAGACUCUGUGGAACUGGUUUUGGGCAGAAAAACCAUGCUUCAUUUUGUCAAAUAGGACUUUCCCUUAACUUUUUAACCCCUGAACUGAUUGCCCUGAUUUUUGGGUAUGUGUAUAUUUCAAGCAUGCAGAUUCUGAAAAUGUAUGUUUUAUGUGAAUGGCAUGUAUAUUUGGGACGUUAUUAAUAUUUUGUAAAAACUGUAUUUCUCUGCCUGUGAUAAUUAUAUUACCCAUUGUGUUCAGUAAUCAUAUCACAGGCAGAGGGGAGGAUUUUGUGUGGGAGUGUCUGUGUGUAUUGUACGGAUUGAUUGGUUGUAUUUCAAAACCCUGUGGGCAGUACUAUGUUUGUGGAUUGUGAAUAAAAGAGGCUGUAUGUGCCAGUACAGUCAGUUCUGCUUGACCUCAAAACGAAGUGUCGUCUCGUUAUUGGGAGAAUUGGAUUGUAUGCUGAUUGUAUGCUUUUUCCUGUUCAGCUGCUUACAGCAUUCAAAUGCUUGAGAGCAUUCGUAUGCUUCUGUGGUUCAGUGGUUGUGGUGUCUGCUGCAGUGCUUGGAGUCCUCAGGAAGCGCUAGGAGCAUCCUUCAACGGAGGUACCCAGUUGGGGUGCCAGGUGAUCCGUUACACAAACCAUCACUGAUCCCCAACCAAAUUACACAUUAGGUGCAAGACACUGUGGCUUGUAGGCCUCUCCAGGUCUCUGUCUAACCGUUAGAUGAUCAAGUAUUGGGAAAAUCUAAAAAAUUGGACUCCAAUCCUUAUGGUCUUUUGCAAACCUUGCAAAGCCUGGCUCCUCUUUGUUUCUUUUUGAGUACCUUUUUCUAGCUUUGCAUGACUUCAACCCUGCCUCUAGGAGCCUGUUUCGGACCAUCCUCAAAGUGCACUUCACCCAAGCUGCAGUUUGCCAUUCUUUUUGUGGGUCACUUGAUGUCAUUCUGUGCUUGUUGAAUGUCAUGCAAAUGAGUUGGACGUCAUUCCAGCCAGUGGAUAGUGGUGUACAUUCCAGGGGGCCCGGCCGCCCUGAGGAACCCUGCAACCGGGUGCCCGCCGCCGUCCAAUGGGUCCAUCGGGUGGCCCAUGCUGUUAGGGCCACCCCAUGGGUAUGGAUUUUCAGGGGGCCCGGUCAGCGCUGGGUGCUUUAACAGCAUGACUCGGCCCCCUGUGAUGACAUCAAACACUGGGAGGAAGUGACUGCCCCAGUCACUCCUUCCAGCAUAAACAGAGCCCGCGUGGGAGGAAGCAGAGGAAGGAGUCUCAUCUACAACGAGAUGCUGAUUGGUGCAGAGCGGUGUUUUGGCACACAUGAUGCACUAGCCUCCCAAUGCUUCUCUAUAGGAAAGCACUGGAUUGGCUGUGAACGUCAGAAUUGAUCAUCUCAGCCAUAGAGGUGGGCAGGCCACAGAGAGCAGCAUGUUGAGGGAGAAAAGGUAUGUAAAUCUUUUUUUCAUGUAUGUGGCUGGGGGUGCAUCUACUAAACUGCUACAUGCCACUAUAGCAUUACGAAUAUAUAGUUAUUAUUAUUGGUAUUUACAUAGCACCAACUUAUUCUGCAGCGUUUUACAAUAAUGGUUGUAUUCCUAAACCAUAAAUGUAGUUCAAACUAUAAUAAAUGUGUUUAUAAAUCAGUCUGUAUGAAUAAGAUACAUUGCUCUUGUUCUCUGUUGCAUUUCAGUUAAUUUAUUAGUUAGUCACCUAAAAUUUCUCAAAACCGUUUUCCCCUACAAUUAAAGUCAUACUUUGUCCAUGCGUCUCCUUAUUAUAUUUAUGCAAAGUACGGUUAUAUUUGUUAAGGGACAUGUAGAUUAUAUUAUUUUUUAAAAAUUCGUUUUUUCUCAGCUUCAUUUCCUUUUGUUAAAGCGGCACUGUCAUGCCGAACUUAAAUUUUUUUUAAUCGAUUUCUCUUCUUUUUGUGGGGAAAUUGCUCUGACCACCAGAAACAAAGCACACUUUGCUCCUCUGCUGGUCAUAGCUGGUCAGGCAUAGGAAACCUCCAUGAGACGAAUAGUCCCUACUUUGUCUUAUGUUUUUAAAGAAAAAUAGAGCAGACAGGAAGAAAUGAAGAACAGAUCCUGACAGAGGGAGAGAAGAGGAAUUGAUUAAAGAAAGGUAAGUUCGGCAUGACAGUGCCGCUUUAAGUUGUGACUUUUCAUUGUGUGAAUGCAGUAAUUUGUGUUAUGGUACCAUACACAAGACACAGGGUUUAUUUUGUUUACUAAGUGGAAACUGCGAAAUUGCGUACAAAAAUAGUUUAAGUAUUAAAAUUCUUUCUUUUAUUUUUUGAAGCUCUGCUAUUUUGGCCUGUAUUUUUCAGUUUCCAAGUGAUACAUGGUAGAGUGCAAAAUAUUUGAAAUGUAACCUUUUGUCAAAGUGUGCAGAUUUUUCUGUAACAGAUUUGAAUUUAUGGCAAAAUGAACUCAUGUUUUUUCUAUCUUUCUUUCUCUCCGCAGCAUUUGUCCAAUGGUCGCCAACCCCCCCAUUAUGUCUAUGACCCAGCAAUGUUUGCCUUCCGUUCUCUUAGCACCGUAAAGCCUAUUAGCCCAUUAGUUCCCGUUGAAGAGCCUAAAUGUGCCUACUAAACGAAGAUUUGUGUUCUAUUCUCAGGACCUUCGCAGAUAGACCAAUCCGCCUUCAGCAGCACAAACCUGUCGCUAUAAGCAAUAAGGAUGCUUUAAACAGACUGUCUUCUAUAACGUUUUGCUAAGACCAGCAUUGACGACCUGUCAAAGAUAAUGAAAAAAUAUAGUAGUCUGUAUAAAGUUAAGCAAGUAUAUGCUUUUCAAUAUAGUACGUUAGAAUGAAACAAAGGUUGGUGGAUCUAAAGACUGGACAAAGUGGUGGUUUUGGUAAAUUAACACAGAUUGAUUUUCGUAGAAAAUGGCAGAAGUUAACCAACUCUCAAACAAAGGAGUAAAAGAACAAAGGUUUAGAACUAGGGAAUAAUGGAUUAAAACUACAAAUAUCAGGUUUACUUUUCUCCAAGAUCUAAAUAUUCAAUAUUUGUAUGUAAAGAAAUCUUAAAAAUAUUUUUAAGAAGUCUGGAUGUAAAGCGGGAUUUAGAGAUGGUUAGGAGUAAUCCCGUCCAGUGAGCUAGCCUUCCAAGAUGCCUUAGACUUUGCUAUCCUUGAGCGUUCUAGCUUUGAAUUAAUCGAACGCGCAUGGGUGGUAGAAUGUAUUGUUGGCAUGCAUUGAGACAGAAUAUACUGUGUGAUCAGUGUGACCAGGAAACAGAUGUUCUGCAGUUUUAAUGAUGCAUGGAUAUUAUUGCGCUACAGUAACCAGAAAUAAUUUUUUUUUGUUUUUUUGUUUUUUUGUUUGUGUAUCUUACUGCAAUGUCAUUAACAUCUAUCAUGGGAUUGCGUGGCCAGAUCUCCAGGUCAGGAGUAGGUAAUCGGCUACCGUAAAUCUUUGUCCAACACUCUUGGAUCAGGGAGAGUAAUCCAUGCAUGUCAAAUUUUUGGCUAACAUGGAACUCCCCCCACUUGCCUCAUGAGACACCUGAAGACAAAUGGUGCUGUAGGUAAAUACACCUACACCUCCCAAUACUACUGCUCUAUGCAGGGAGGUCCCGGGCUUCGGCAGGUGUUCCACCUGCUCUCUGGUGCCUGAUGUAUGUCUGUAUAAAGAGCCAUUCUGGGGCAGCAUUCGAAGAGUGGAUCAAUCACCAGGGAAACAAAUUAAAUGCUUCAUUGGCUUGUUGUACCUUUCGUGGUUUGACCCAGAAUGUCUUUUUAUACAUAACCAAUAAAGUCUGGCUGUGGAUAGAGUUUGGAGAUGUACAGAAGGUAACCCCAUGCCCCUGGUGGAUGCCUGCUUUGCUCCUUAUUGACUUAAGAUAACCUGAUUUAGGAAUGCAUAAAAUGUUUAGGCCCCAUUCCUGGGAUAACAAUCUGCUUCACGUUCUAAGUGAUUGCUCCUUAUUCAGUAACUCCGUAAAUAUUCUGUGGGGUUUUGUUUUUUGUACAUGUCCAGUACGAGCUCCUUGUGGCCACCCCUUACUGCUGGCUGGAAUCAGGCAUUCUAAUCAAUAUUAAAACAUCAACUUAUAGAAUGGAAGAAAAGGAAUGUUUAAAAGGGGGAAAUAAAGCUUUAUUAACCAGUGAAUAUCCAGCUUCUAGAACAAACAAUGUGCAGGAGAAAGGAAUGGAAAACGAAAUAUUACAACUCUCCAAGUGUGUGACAUUAUCAAAGCAUUAAACUGUACCUGACAUGGUGGCACUUUACAGCCAAUUGUCAUAUCAUUCAGUCAUCAUUCUAGAAACUGAAUAGAUAAAAUGAUUUCUUUUUUACCUUUUCAGUUGCUAAUUGCGUGUUUUGACAUAGAGGUAAUCUCGGUUUUAGUGGGUGCUGGUACAAUAGGGAGCCAAGGAACCCAAUGAAUGCACCUGACUCUGUGCACUCACGCAUUGUAGAGCAAACCCUUAUGCUCUCAUUUGGGAAUGAGGCUCUUGGACCUGCGCAAAUGCAAAGCCUGCAGUAGAUAUUUAGAUGCAGAUCUCGGGUAGAUAGAACAUUUUAUUUCUUUAUUUACGUAUCACUUUGCUAGCACAAGCGUAGGUUACAUUUAAAAGUUUCCAGACGUGGAACUUGACAGAUCUGAUUUGAAAGCCCCAGUUGUCCCAUAGAAAGGCUGCCUCCUGUAUGGAGUUUUGCAUCUCUGUGUAAUGAAGACCCACAGUAUGAUAGUAUUUGGGCAAAUCCAAGUCUCCAUCACAUGUGGUUUUAAUAGUGCCUUAACUUGGCAUAUGGAGCAAUGAUGGAUCUGAGAAUAAGUGCAGGUCACUUUUUUUAUUCAGUACAUAGCUUUCUGAUUGCCAAAAAUUUCAAGGAGAGUCAGCACAAAAUUCUGGGAUCCCAAAAAUGGGGUUUUAAAUAGUAAUGGAUACCUUGUUUCACCACUCCCACUGCACUAGACACCGGGAGUGGGUCUGUCUGUAAAGUCACUUGCUCUGUAAAUUGGUAACAAAUCUAGCUCCCUAGGCUGUCUGUAUUUUUUGGAAAUCAGUGAAUUAAAAGGACACUAUUGUGUGCAGUGCCCCUGGUGUUUGGCUCCUGCAAUGUAAAGCAUUGCUGUUUUGGAGAUACAGUGGUUGUUACACUGACAGCAACUAGACAGUGCCUUCACUGAGUGAACAGAGUCAGUCUCAGCUACUUGACAUUUGAUAUGAAAGGGACACUAUAGUCACCUGAACAACUUCAGCUUAAUGAGGUUGUUCAGGAGAGAACUAUAGCUCCCUGCAGCCUUUCUCAUUAAAAUACAGUGUUUACAUUGAAAGCUAGGAACACCUCCAGUUGCAGUCACUCAGAGUGAACCAGAGGGACUUCUGAGUUGAUGGAGUCAUAAUAUACCUCCAUCCACUCAGAUCUGCUGUGCACGAGCGUCCUGUGAUUCAGUAUCUCCUCCCACUGCAGGCAGACACUGAACUUUCCUCAUAGAGAUUUAUUGAUUCAAUUAAUCUCUAUGAUGACAUACUGAUUGGCCAGGGCUGUGUUUGAAACAUGCUGGAUCUGCCUCCUUGUCAGUCUCAGCCAAUCCUAUGGGGAAGCACUGUGAUUGGAUCAGGCUAUCACAUGUCAGCAGACUGCUUGUUUUUCCUGAGUCUAACAGCAUGCAGAUUUACAGCUUCUGGCUUGAAUACAGUAAGAUUUAUACUAUAUUUAUGGAGGCAUGAGGGGCCGAGGGGGGCUAGAUGGUCGUGUUAACGCUAUAGGGUCAGGAAUACAUGUAGUUGCACUGGUGACUAUAGUGUCCCUUUAAACAUUUAAUCAAUACAUCUUGUAGAGAAACAUUAAAUGCAAUACUUCUCUAUGCAAUUGAUUGGAGGAGUGUGACACUUGUCACAUAUCCGCUUAUCACCACAAUGCUUCUCUAAGUAAAUUUCGAUUGUGUGUAAAAUUUAAAUGAGGGGAGGGGGGUGAGAGGGGAGGAAAAUUUGUACAGUAUAGCUUCCCUUUAAAAUUAAGGUGCAGAUCGGAGAAAGUAGUUGCACUGUGAGUAUAAUAGCAAUGUGGCAAUCCAAUAAGCCGGUGAAUGUUCUCUGUAAAACAGGAGGUUUCAUUGGAGUUUAAACACAUUCUGUUAGUAAAUGUAUCUCAGCCCCACCACCUCCUGCAUAUUGAUUGACAAUGUCUUGUCUUUUAUCGAAUCAGUUUUGUGCUUGACGUUUUUAUUUUUAACGUGGCACUGUCACCAUCACUAUCCUAAAAUCUAGCUGUCUAAGCGUGAAGGUGGCCAUAAUUUUACCCUCCAUGUCCACCCCUCCCAGUAACCGUUACUGAGAAUAACAAGGCGGCCGACCAGGUUCUGUGAUUUGCAGAGUAACUUUUGGCUUUCCAAUGUGGAUAAAACCAGGAAUAAUUAAUUCAAUCUCUGAUGUAGCACCAGGCCCAACAUGCCCAAGGCUAGCUAGAAUUCGUUUAUUUUUUUGUUUUACAAAACAAUGUAAAAAUGAUCAGCGCGUGGUGUAUGCAGUUUUCAACAUGCUCUGUGAUGGUGCAUAGACUACGCGAACAGAGCUGCUGUCAUAGUAAAGUAAAACAAGUUCCCCCUAAAAUUUUAUACUGUAAAUGCCCCGAAUAAAAUGGAGACAGAGCAAAAUGAAUCCAUUAUACCGAACACAGCAGAAGAGAGCAAAAUAAUUGUGGAUAUUUACGAAUAUGUGAGUUGUUGUGAAUUCGCCUGGGUUUCAAAUUUAAGGUCACAGCAGCUGAGCUGGAAACAUAGCUUACCUGGAGAAUUUGUUCCAUGUUGGCCGAGUUGGCUUAGAAUUUGAAAUUCCUUGGUGAAUAUUAGUGAGUGACCUUGUUGAUGUGUUACGAUUUGUUCUUAUCGUUUGCUGGGUUACGCAUUUCACCCGUUGAUGUGCGAUGGAUUAGGACACACCGCUUUUAUUAAAAAAAUGCCGUAUAGAAUUACAAAUAGCUAGAUAAUAAAAUACAACUACAGACUGACAGACUGACAGACAGACACGGUUAUCCCACAAACUAGAUAUAUCCAGGUUGGAUCAGAUCGUGCUGGUCUGAUACUAACAGAUCUUCAGUCAUUUAUAAGGACAGCGCAUUUUAUAGGACUGUUUUUUACUUUAGUAAAAAUGCCACUGUUUCUGUAAUGAUAACUUCCCUGCAGCCAGCAGUUUCCCUCUCAAACAGAUAUUGGUAAGUAAUCGAUUCAGAACAGGCCAUUAGGAUUUGCUGAACAAGGAAUAAUAAGCACCGUUUGUUUUGUAACCCUUUCGGUGCCAGGGCACUGCACUGGCCUUGCACUGGAAGGAUUGAAUGCCCAAUUAAAUGCAAAUCUUUUAAACCAUGCGCUAAGUGAUAAGUGCACCAAGAAACGUUAAAUGUUACGUGAAAAUAUAUGAUUUUAGUGCUGUUGGCUAUUUUUUGAAUAUUAAAGGAACUGACUGUCACACACUCCUGUAGCUACAAAACUAUUUUUGUACACAUAUUUUUGUAAGAGAGGUGUGUUUAUUAUAUUAUUUUUCUCAAAGAGCUUUUCUAGUGUAACAGCUACUAAAUUGUAGAUAACCACUUGUUAUUUCUAUGGAAAAGGUUUGGUUAACACAAUAAGUGCUGGCAGUGCAAUGCUUUGCACAUACCCACAUCUGUGGCACUUGACUGGUUUAAAAAAAAACAAAAAAUGCAUUCACCAUUCAAAAGGAUGUUUUCGUUGCCUCACAAGCUCUGUUGCUUCUGAAAGAGUUAAAUAAAAAAAAAAAAUUAAAAAAACAUAAAAAAAUAAAUAAAAAAUGAACCAUCAGUCAAGUGGUUAUAUAGCACGAUUAUGCUAUUUUAACAGAAAAACGACGGACGCUCUCCAGCGACCAAAGUGUUGGCGUAUUCUCCCCUUUCGCACUGGGGGUAACAGUUUCCAUUAUAGGAUUCUAUAGGAACCUAAGGUUAAUUAACCCUUUGAAUGCCAUGGUGGGGACAGUAAAACCCAAUGCUUGUGUCCCUUUUGUGUUUUGUAGGGUUAAAGAAGUGCAUUGAAUAAUGGAGAAACAAUAACCCAAAAACCUGCAUUGUGCAGUUUUUCUAGAGAUGAAUUUAGGCAGCAUUUCAUUGCAGUAGGUAGUUAGUAAUAAGCUGAAGCUCCUGUGGGUAAUUCCAAUGAUGUGUGAUGCAGGUAUGUGGUCGUGGCCUGGUUUAGGUGGCAAAACUAACUACUGUAACAUGGAAUGUAAGCUAAAAUGGGAACGGUGGCGCAGCCCCCUCAAUGUACCUAAAACAUGUCUCCAAGUCUGCUUUUGGGUAUAAAACCAUAGACUGUAAAGGUGGCUUUGAAAACGGGAAAUAAAUCCUUUAUGUCUAAAUCCUGA